CAAAAAAUGCAUUCUCCAUCUGAGAGGCACCGCUGGGAUUCGAACCCAGGAUCUCCUGUUUACUAGACAGGCGCUUUAACCAACUAAGCCACGGCGCCAACUCGCGCACGCCAUGCUCCCCAGACACGGUAGUAAAUCAGAGCUGCCCGGGCACCUGCCCUUCACACAUGUCACCGCUUGGCCGUCACCCCGCCCCCCAUACAGCAUGCCCGCCCGGGACUCCGCGAGCUGUCUUAUAGCACGGACUAACAUGCCUUCCUCUACCAUCCGGCACACGGUAUACACGGGGAACCCGGAAGUGAGAUUACUAUCGCGCCUCCUCCCAUGUCCGGCACCGCGGGGGUUAACCCGGCAGACGGCCCUCCCUGGUGUAUGGCAUGCAUCCCGAAUGUGACCCAGCUUUGUCUGAGCCCAAGUCCCUCCCCCGGGAUGCACCCUGACCUCUACACCCAUUUAACCAGUCGGUGUACCGUUACCAUCCUCAUCGGCAGUAAUUCCGGCCAGAGGGACACAGCCCGCAGCAAUCCCAGGGAGCACACCGGACUUUGCACAAGGUGAACACAGCACCCAAAGGCUGCUUAUUAGACUCUGUGGGAGUUAGCCAUAAAGAAUCAUUCUGGGGCCAAAUUCUAAAAUAGUGAGCAGUCACCGUGGAAACCAAUGGGGUGUCCCUGCAAAUUGCUCCACUUUCACAGCAUUUCCCCAGAAUGCCUGUUUAUACAUAGCCCCAUUAUAUAUGUUGUGCACAGAACAUCCAGCGGUGUUGAUGUGUAUUAUUUAAGUACUAAUCAAUGUGUGCAUGUGCUGUCUUUUACACUUUGGAUCUUACUGUGUUUUAUUAGCGAUCUCUGACAAAUUAAGCUUUUGUACAGUAAUUAUUUCUAGACUGAAAACAAAAUGUGGACAUUAUUCCAUCUUAUCUAAGAAAGUAAAAUAUAACCGCUCCAGCUACGCGUUUUCAUUUGAAUAAUGUACAAAAGGAUAAUUUAUUUGAAUACGUAUUCCAUUUACACACUGUUGUGGACUACUAUCGGUAUUUAUAAAUUCCGAAGUAGAAAACAUUCUACAUUCCAGACCGCACCUCCAUUUUAUUAAUAGUCUUUGGCUUGCUCUGAAACCCUGCUCAUUUUUUCAGACACUGCUGUAGUGUAUGUAUCCCAGCUCCUUUUUACUGGCCCUGCUGCAGUGUAUCUAUCCCAGCUUUACUACGCUGGUCUUUCAUGGUGCAUUGUUAUUUCUCAUGCCUUCUCCCUGAUUUCCAGGGUAAUUCACUAAUUAUUAUUAUUAUUAGCAUUUAUAUAGUGCCAACAUAUUCGGCAGCACUUUACAAUUAUUGAAUGGGGAUAUUUGACAUACAAAAUGUUUACAGAGACAAGUGUUGAAGACAGCCGUGUCCAAACAAGCUUGCAAUCUAUGAAGAAGGGUUAAAGACAGACAAGAGAAAUAACAGUAUGUUGAGAGAAAUAACAAUAUGUCGAGGGGAAAAGGGACUGAUAGAUCAGAUGCCUAUAUUUAAAUAAGCUAUUAAGUGUUGUGUGGGAAAAAAGGAACAGUGAAAAGAGAGAGCAAUUUGGGGAAGGAAGGCAAUUUUUAAUGCGAGCAGUGUCACCAAAAAAGAUGGUAGGGUUUCCAAAAGAGAGGUGUUUUAAAAGACUGCAGGCUAUGGGAGAGAGUCUGAUGGCACAUUUAGGGUGUUUCAUAACAACCAGGUAGCCCUUGAAAAUUCCUACAGAUGAGAGUUGGCAGUGUGUGAGCAAAUAGAUGUCAGGAGAAGGUCGUUCAUAGAGAAAAGUAAACGAGAGGUGGAGACCAGUGCCUGGUGGACCCAAGGUAAGAAGUCAAAUUUUUUUUAAAAUAGAUGACUACUUACAGAGGAGGGAGGGACAUCCGGGAACUCCAGGUACUAAAACAAUGUUAAGCUUCAAAAUUCUACACUGGAUCUGGAAACCCUUACACUGCCACGGACUUAUGCACUAACACAUUCUGCUUUCCUUGUCUCUGAGUAAAUUCACUGCAGGGAACACUCAAUGAACACGCCAGUCAUUAUGGAGAUCAAAAAGUAUUCAACAUUUUUAAUAUGUGUACAUUGUAUAUAUGAAACACAGUUUUCUUAGGGUGUAAACAACAAAAGGCAAAAUCAACCAAUCAUAGAAGUUUCAGUGCAAAAAGUGUAAUUAUUCAUAGAACAUUACGUAUUGUCAGUUAGUCUACCGCACAUGUACAGGUGAUCCUCAAAAAAUUAGAAUAUCGUGCAAAAGUUCAUUUAUUUCAGUAAUGCAACGUAAAAGGGGAAACUAAUAUGAGAUAGACGCAUUACAUGCAAAGCAAGAUAGUUCAAGCUGUGAUUUGUCAUAAGUGCGAUGAUUAUGGCUUACAGCUCAUGAAAACCCCAAAUCCACAAUCUCAGUAAAUUAGAAUAUUACAUGCAAUCAAUAAAACAAGGAGUGUACAUAGAACAGUAUCGGACCUCUGAAAAGUAUAAACAUGCAUAUGGACUCAGUACUUGGUUUGGGCCCCUUUUGCAGCAAUUACUGCCUCAAUGCGGUAUGUGGCACUGCUGAGGUGUUAUGGAAGACCAGGAUACUUCAAUAGCAGCCUUCAGCUCUUCUGCAUUGUUCGGUCUCGUGUCUCUCCUCUUUCUCUUGGCAAUGCCCCAUAGAUUCUCUAUGGGGUUCAGGUAAGGCGAGUUUGCUGGCCAGUCAAGCACAGUAAUCCCACGGUCAUUGAAGCAGCUUUGGUGCUUUUGGCAGUGUGGGCAGGUGCUGCUGAAAAAUGAAGUCAGCAUCCUGAUAAAGCUUGUCUGUGGAAGGAAGCAUGAAGUGCUCCAAAAUCUCCUGGUAGACGGCUGCGGUGACCCUAGACUUAAUGAAGCACAGUGGACCAACACCAGCAGAUGACAUGGCUCCCCAAAUCAACACAGACUGUGGAAACGUCACACUGGACUUCAAGCAUCUUGCAGUGUGUGCCUCUCCAUUCUUCCUCCAGACUCUGGGUCCUUGGUUUCCAAAUGAGAUGCAAAAGUUGCUCUCAUCAGAAAAGAGGACUUUCGACCACUGAGCAACAGACCAGGUCUGUUUUUCUUUAGCCCAGGUAAGACGCUUCUGAUGUUGUCUGUUGUUCAGGAGCGGCUUGACAAGAAGAAUACGACAUCUGAAUCCCAUGUCCAGGAUCCAUCUGUAUGUGGUGGCUCUUGAUGCACUGACUUCAGCCUCAGUCCACUCCUUGUGAAAGUCCCCAAAACAUUUGAAUGUGUGAUACUUAUUUGUUAAUUGGAACACAACUGCAGAGUUUCCUAAUUGAAGUAUUUGCUAGAUUCACCUCUUUUUAUAUUGAAAAAGAAGUAAUUACUAUUACCUUAAUUACACAUGUAGCUUAGAAUUUGUGUGUAACUAAAAGAAUCUGUUAAUUUCAGAUGUCACUUAAAUUCCCUUCUGUGGAAUCAAAUAGUAAUAAAUGAAGCAGGAGAAGUUGUAAUAAUAAUUGAGUUGAUUAUUGGAGGGUGAAUUAUUGUUAUAAGUAGAUCAAUUAGAAUAAGAAACUUAAUUAGAGAGAAUGACACAGUGGAUUAAUUGGAACAGAAAUACUUAACUUAAUAAGGCAAGUUCUGGAACUUAAGGGUUAUUUUCACCCGAUGGAAUGAGAAGAUAGUCCAUUAAGCAAGCCGUGGUCUAGGAGUGGAGAGAGGAGCAGUCUGUUUAGCAAUCCGUGGUCUAGGAGUGGAGAGAGUGGAAGUCCGUUUAGCAAUCCGUGGUCUAGGAGUGGAGAGAGUGGAAGUACGUUUAGCAAUCCGUGGCCUUGGAGUGAAGAGAGUGGAAGUCCGUUUAGCAAUCCGUGGUUUGAUACAGGCAGGAUGGAGUAAAACAGCUGAUCACUUUUCAGGUACCUGUGUAAUAAUCCAGCGUUUUGAAUCUGGCGCGGUCUCCCUAAGUAUCGUGGAGGGACCGCGUCAGAGAAAGGGGAGGAGCUAAGCGCCGUGAACCCGGAAGUGGGUUCUUACGGCGAAUGUAUUUUAAGUUAUACCUGACAGUACCCCCUUCUCAUGGGGCAUCCUCUGGGUGCACUUAUCUCGGUUUGGAGGGAUAACGUUUGUGAAAUGCAGCAACUAACCUCUUAGCAUGUACAUUAGAUGAAUCUUCCCAAGUGUCUUCAUCAAUACCAUAACCCUUCCAUCUAAUAAGGUAUUGUAAGGAGCCACGGUGGAUACGUGAAUCCAAAAUUCUAUGUAUUUCAUAUUCUUCUUCACCUUGGACAAUGAUAGGAUCAGGAGUAGUUACUAAAUCCCUAUUGAAAGGAUCAGGGAGGUGAGGUUUAAGCAAAGAGACAUGGAAUACAGGAUGAAGUUUAAAACUUGGAGGGAGGUCCAGUUUAACAACGUUAUCAUUAAUAAUCGUAUUUACUUUAAAAGGACCAAGAAAAAGAGAGCUUAAUUUCUUUGAAGGACGGUUUGUGGUAAUAUUCCUAGAGGAAAGCCAGACCAGAUCCCCUACAUUAUAAGGAGGGGGAAUUCUUCUUUUAUUGUCAAAAUAUCUUUUCUGGUUAUUUUGGGCAAGUUGAAGAUUCUCCCGUAAUUUGAGGAAUAGUGAGGACAUAAAUUCGUUUUUUUGAUGUAACAGUAGGAUUGGAUGAAAUAUUAUUUUGGAUGGAAAAUGAAGAUGGAUGGAAUCCAUAGUUCGAGAAGAAAGGAGUCAUUUUUGCACUAGAAUGAAUAGUAUUGUUGUAAGAGAAUUCGGCCAUAGGUAACCAUGUGGUCCAGUCAUCCUGUAGGUAUGAACAAUAACAUCGAAGAUACUGUUCCAGACAUUGAUUAACUUUCUCUGUUUGUCCAUUAGUUUGAGGAUGGUAGGCGGAUGAGAGUUUGCGUUGAAUUUGAAGGGAGAGACACAUCUCUUUCCAGAAUUUGGAGGUAAACUGUGUCCCUCUAUCAGAAAUAAUUUCUUCAGGAAGACCAUGAAGUUUUACAAUAUUAUCUAUAAAGACUUUGGAUAAUUCUACGGAGGAGGGUAAUUUCUUUAAAGGAAUAAAAUGGGCCAUUUUUGUGAAGCGGUCCACAACGACAAGAAUAGUGGUGGAAUGCUGAGAUGGUGGAAGAUCUACAAGAAAAUCCAUAGAAAUGGAUUGCCAAGGUUUUUCUGGAAUAGGUAAGUUAAGUAGUAACCCAAAAGGUUGAUUAUGUUCAGUUUUGGACCUUUGACAGAUAGGGCAAGUUUUGACAUAUAAUUCAAUGGUUUUAUUUUGGCGAGGCCACCAAUAAUAUCGUGAAGUUAGUUCAAGAGUUUUUUUAAUCCCAGGAUGUCCGGCUAGUGGUGAGUCAUGAACCAUUUUAAGUAAUUUAUUUCUAAAAAUAGGAGGGAUAUAAAUUUUAUUUUUAAAGUAAAAUAUACCAUCCUUUUUUGUUAAUAUAGGUGUUUUGGGAAGUUCAAGAUCUUUUUGAUUCAAAUUCUUUAAGUCAUCUUGAAGAGAGGAAAGGAUUCCAAUUAUUUUGUUAGAAGGAUAAUCAUCAAUAGAAGUUUUAUAAGAAAUUCGAGAGAGGGCGUCAGCUUUUUGAUUUCUAGUUCCAGGUCUGUAUACUAAUUGGAAGUUAAAGCGGUUAAAAAAGAGGUUCCAUCUAACUUGUCUAGCUGUAAGGGUUUUGUUAGUAUACAGAUAUUCGAGAUUUUUAUGAUCAGUAUAAACAACUAUAGGUUGUUUUGUAUCUUCAAGAAGAUGACGCCAAUUUUCAAGGGCAGCUUUAACGCUUAACAAUUCUUUUUCACCAAUAGGAUAAUUUUUCUCAGCAGAGCUCAAGGAUCUUGAAAAGAAGGCAACUGGAUGAAGUGGAUCUUGAGGUGUCUUUUGUUGAGAAAGAACUGCUCCGAUAACUGAAUCUGAUGCAUCUACUUCAAGAACAUAUAAGAAUGUUGGAUUAGGUAGUUGUAGAAUAGGUGCGGUUGUAAAUCUUUUUUUUAAUUCAGUAAAGGCUUUUUGGGCUUCUUUAUUCCAAUUAAAAGGACGUUUAUUACUGUUAAGAAGAUUAAGUGGACGUGAUACAUCUGAGUAGUUUCUAAUAAAUUUCCUAUAGAAAUUUGCAAAUCCAAGAAAUCGCUGUAAUUCUUUAGUAGUAGCAGGAACGGGCCAGUUAAUAAUACAUUCAAUUUUUGAGUUAUCCAUUUUUAAGGAAUGAGGUGAAAUAAUAUAUCCUAGGAAAGAUAAUUUGGUAACCUCAAAAAGGCAUUUCUCAGGUUUAGCGUAUAAUUUGUGAGUUCUCAAUCUAGAUAGAACCCAUCUUACAUGCUUCCUAUGUUCAUCCAGAUUGUUAGAAUAUAUUAAGAUAUCAUCUAAAUAGAUAAUAACACAUAUAUCCAGGAGAUCUCUAAAGAUAUCAUUUAUGAAAUGUUGGAAUGUAGCAGGGGCAUUACAAAGCCCAAAAGGCAUUACAAGAUAUUCGUAUAGACCAUAUCUUGUUCGGAAAGCGGUCUUCCAUUCAUCAUCCUGUUUUAUUCUAAUGAGGUUAUAAGCGCCCCGAAGGUCGAGUUUAGUGAAUAUAGUUGCAGUUCUUAAUCUUUCAAUUAAUUCAUUUAUUAGCGGAAGAGGAUAACGGUUUUUUAUUGUUAUUUUAUUUAAGGCUCUGUAAUCUAUAAUGGGACGGAUGGUUUGAUCUUUAUUUCUCACGAAGAAUAUACUAGAAGCAGCCGGGGAUGUCGAGGGUCUGAUGAACCCUUUACGUAAAUUUUCAUUAAGAUAUUCCUUUAAGAUUUCUAAUUCCUUUUCAGAAAGUGGGUAGAUGUGACCAUAAGGAAUGGGAGCUCCAGGUAUUAGAUCAAUUGGGCAAUCAUAUACCCGAUGAGGUGGAAGUGUUUCUGCUUCUUUUUUACAGAAGACAUCUGAAAAUUCGGAGUAGAAUGUAGGUAUAACUGGUUCUUUAGUAAUUUGGAGAAUAGGAAUAUGUUGAAAACACGUUUUUUUACAGAAAUCAGAGGAGAAAGAGAUGGUAAAAGGAGACCAUUCAAUUAGAGGAUUAUGGGUUUUUAACCAAUUAAUUCCUAAAAUGACCGGAUAAAGUGGAGAUUUAAUAACAUCAAAUGUAAGGAAUUCGGUAUGAACGUUGUUGGUAGUUACUUUUAUAGGAAUUGUCUCAUCUUUUAUGGGUCCAGAGGAUAUAAAUGAACCAUCAAUAACUCUGAUUGGAACAAAGUGAGUUUUUCGAACACAAGGAAUUUUAUUUUUUGUAACAAAAGAAAAAUCAAGAAAGGUUCCACUGGCACCAGAAUCGAUUAUAGCCUCAGUCACGAUUCUUUUUGUAUCCCACUGUAAUAUGAGAGAUAUAGAAAAAUAAGUAGAUGUUUUUCUUUUUUGUAGUACGUUCAAUAUUGAAGUAGAUGAAUGAUGCUUACCACUUUUUGAAUGUUUCAGUAGAGGACAAUCGGGAAUUAUAUGUUCUUUCGAGGCACAAUACAUACAUAAGUUUAAUUGUCUCCUUCUUAUUCUUUCUUCAGAAGUAAGAGGACUUCUUAUUAUACCUACUUCCAUAGGUUCGGUUUGAGUAGAGAAUUUUUCAGUGAUUUUAGGAGAAGUGAUAGGUUUUCUCCAGGUAGAAUUAGUAAGAACUUUUUCAGCUCUUCUUUCUCUUAGACGUCUAUCAAUACUAAUGGAAAGUUGAAUCAAUGCAUUUAAGGUGGGAGGAAGUUCAGUACGAGAGAGUUCAUCCUUCACAGCUUCUGAUAAUCCGAGACGGAAUUGAUUGCGUAAAGAAAUGUAAUUCCAUUGGGUUUCUGUAGCCCAUCUUUUGAAUUCUGCAAUAUAGUCUUCAACAGGUCUAUUCUUUUGGUGGAGAGUUCUGAUGGUUAAAUCAGCAGUAGCCUGUUUAUAAGGGUCUUCAUAAAGUAAAGACAUAGCUUCAAAGAACUCAUCCAAUGAAUCUAAUAUGGGAUCAUCAUUCUCUAAAAAGGAAUGGGCCCAUGCCAUAGGUUCACCUCUUAAAAAAGAGAUCACUGAACAAACUUUGGAUCUUUCGGUGAGAUAAGAUCUAGGUUUUAAGGCUAUUAGGAGUUUGCAAGAAUUCAAAAACUCUCUGUACUUUGUUCUAUCUCCAUAAAAAUUUUCAGGAUUACAGACAGCAGGAUCGCCAACCGAUUGAAGAGCGGCAUGAGGAAGGUGACCUUGCAUGUCUCUAACAUGAGUUAAUAUUCUCUCAUUUGUAAUUUGCAGUUCCUGUAAACCCUGAGCAAUCGUAUCCACUCUAUUGGUUAGGGCAGAAACUUGAGCGUUAAUAUCUGCUGGUUCCAUUGUAAAAAGGCUGGAUUAUUCUGUGAUACUUAUUUGUUAAUUGGAACACAACUGCAGAGUUUCCUAAUUGAAGUAUUUGCUAGAUUCACCUCUUUUUAUAUUGAAAAAGGAGUAAUUACUAUUACCUUAAUUACACAUGUAGCUUAGAAUUUGUGUGUAACUAAAAGAAUCUGUUAAUUUCAGAUGUCACUUAAAUUCCCUUCUGUGGAAUCAAAUAGUAAUAAAUGAAGCAGGAGAAGUUGUAAUAAUAAUUGAGUUGAUUAUUGGAGGGUGAAUUAUUGUUAUAAGUAGAUCAAUUAGAAUAAGAAACUUAAUUAGAGAGAAUGACACAGUGGAUUAAUUGGAACAGAAAUACUUAACUUAAUAAGGCAAGUUCUGGAACUUAAGGGUUAUUUUCACCCGAUGGAAUGAGAAGAUAGUCCAUUAAGCAAGCCGUGGUCUAGGAGUGGAGAGAGGAGCAGUCUGUUUAGCAAUCCGUGGUCUAGGAGUGGAGAGAGUGGAAGUCCGUUUAGCAAUCCGUGGUCUAGGAGUGGAGAGAGUGGAAGUACGUUUAGCAAUCCGUGGUCUAGGAGUGGAGAGAGUGGAAGUCUGUUUAGCAAUCCGUGGCCUUGGAGUGAAGAGAGUGGAAGUCCGUUUAGCAAUCCGUGGUUUGAUACAGGCAGGAUGGAGUAAAACAGCUGAUCACUUUUCAGGUACCUGUGUAAUAAUCCAGCGUUUUGAAUCUGGCGCGGUCUCCCUAAGUAUCGUGGAGGGACCGCGUCAGAGAAAGGGGAGGAGCUAAGCGCCGUGAACCCGGAAGUGGGUUCUUACGGCGAAUGUAUUUUAAGUUAUACCUGACAGAAUGGCUUUUUCCUGACAAUCCUCUCCAGGCUACGGUCAUCUCUGCUGCUUGUGCACCUUUUUCUUCCACACUUUUCUCUUCCACAUAACUUUCUAUUAAUGUGCUUUGGGAACAUCCAACUUCCUUGACAAUUACCUUUUUGAGGCUUUCCAUGGUUAUGGAGGGUGUCAAUGAUGGGUUUUCUGCACAACUGUCAGGUCAGCAGUCUUCCCCAUGAUUGUGAUUCCUACUGAACCAGACUGAGAGACCAUUUAAAGGGACACUAUAGUCACCUGAAAAACUUUAGCUUAAUGAAGCAGUUUUGGUGUAUAGAACAUGCCCCUGCAGCCUCACUGCUCAAUCCUCUGCCAUUUAGGCGUUAAAUCCCUUUUGUUUAUGAACCCUAGUCACACCUCCCUGCAUGUGACUUGCACAGCCUUCCAUAAACACUUCCUGUAAAGAGAGCCCUAUUUAGGCUUUCUUUAUUGCAAGUUCUGUUUAAUUAAGAUUUUCUUAUCCCCUGCUAUGUUAAUAGCUUGCUAGACCCUGCAAGAGCCGCCUGUAUGUGAUUUAAAGUUUAAUUUAGAGAUUGAGAUACAAUUAUUUAAGGUAAAUUACAUCUGUUUAAAAGUGAAACCAGAUUUUUUUUUUUUUUUUCAUGCAGGCUCUGUCAAUCAUAGCCAGGGGAGGUGUGGCUAGGGCUGCAUAAACAGAAACAACGUGAUUUAACUCCUAAAUUGCAGGGGAAUGAUCUAUACACUAAAACUGCUUUAUUUAGCUAAAGUAAUUUAGGUGACUAUAGUGUUCCUUUAAAGGCUCAGAAAUCCUUUGCAGGUGUUAUGGCUUACUUAGCUGAUUAGAGUGGGACACUGUGAGCCUAGAAUAUUGCACCUUUUCACAAUAUUCAAAUUUACUGAGAUUGUGGAUUUGGGGUUUUCAUGAGCUGUAGGCCAUAAUCAUCGCACUCAUGACAAAUCACGGCUUGAACUAUCUUGCUUUGCAUGUAAUGCGUCUAUCUCAUAUAUUAGUUUCCCCUUUUACGUUGCAUUACUGAAAUAAAAGAACUUUUGCACGAUAUUCUAAUUUUUCGAGUAUCACCUGUAUAGCACGUCUUCUCUAAACUAUACAAGGUUAUCUUGAUCUGUGGAAAAAUAAGGGAGUUGGUGUGCCACUGCAACAGAUUGCAGACAGUUAGGAAAGAAAAAAUUCUUACUUUUAACCCCUGCAGAUGUGGACAGACGUCAAAGGCUUGUUUUUUUGUUUAUUCAAGUAGUUUCUAAUUAAAGUGCAUAGUAGUACAUCAUAAUGUAAUAAAGAACAUACCAAUACUAGUAUUAAGUGCUUAUAUGAUUAUCAUGUUAACGUAUUACAGCUGCACGUAUAUUACAUGUUCAUAAACAUUUUAUAUCUAAACAUUAACAUAACAGACACCACAACAAUUACACAUAAACAUAAAAUACUGAGACAAAUGUGGCAGGCCCAAAAAAAUUAAGGAAAAAGAGAGAUCAUCUUCUGGGAGAAGGGAAACAAAAAAUAAGAGACAAAAAGGAGUAAGAUGUUCAUCAACGUAGACAGGGUAAUAUAUGAUAUUUGGGAAUAAUUAACUCUUAUAAUAUGUAAACCAAGCAUCCUAAAUCACAUUAUAUUUAGAUAUAUUAUUUUCACUAUAAAAUAUUGCUUUCUCCAUCACUCCUUGAUAAUUAAUCUGAGCUUUAAUUACUUGUAUAUUGGGGAGUUUCUCCAGUAUCUGGCCAUACAAAGCUUAACAGCCAUUAAUAUAUGUAUGGUAAGAUAUAAUGAUGGUUUCGACAAAGGAGGAAGGUUCAAAUAAAAGAGAAACCUCUCUGAGGUCAAAUCAACAUUUAAUUUUAGUAACUUCUGAUUUAAGGAUGUUCAGUUUAUCACAAUCCCACCAAAUAUGUUUUAUGAACCAAGAUUCCUAUUACAUCUCCAACACUGGCUAGAAGCAUUUGGUUGGGAUUUAGAUAGCUUAGUAGGGACCAUAUACCAUCUGUGAGUAAGUUUUAAGAAAACCAUAUUUACACAAUGAGUAGAUUUUCCAAGUAUUUUGAAAGCAUUUGUCCAUGGCUGAAGAGAGAAUGUUUUCCCCCAUAUAUUUUUCCCAUUCUAUGAUGGAUCUAGAUUUUGUAUCCUGGUUUGAGGAAUGUAUAACUUUACUAAUCUUGGAGGAAAUGUUUUCUUGUUCACCCAAUAGAAGUUGGAACUUUAUGAAGAAAGUCCGAUAUUCUCAUAUAUGUAAAUAGUUCUUUAUUGGAGAGACCUGAUCUUGAUUGAAUACCGGAAAACUUACUUAUACUCUCGGCAAAGUAAAUAAACUUCAUUUUAACUAAUCCUAACUCUAACCAAUCAGUUAAAUUAAGAUCUUGAAUAAAAAAAAUGUAAAAACGGUCAGUGGAGUAUGUUUAGAGAGUUGGUUAUUUGAAGAAAAAGUUUAUUUUCUAGGAUCUAUAGAUUGGAAUACUUGAUUAAUAACUAGAUUAUCUAUACUGAGAUUUCUCAAAAUAUUUUUAUCAACCCAAAAAAAAUGGAAAGGGUUGAGUUUACUACAUACAUUUCUUUCAUAUUUAUACCAAGAUUUUGUACUGGAGUUUCUGUUUCCCCAUUCAAGAAAAUGGAAGAACAGAACAGAAUCGUAUAUAUAAGGAAAACAUUGGGAAAAGAUAGCCCUCCUUCUGAAGUCCUAGUUGUCAUUGUCUUGAACGCAAUUCUCUGCUUCUUAUUUUCCCAAGCAUGCGAUGUAAACAAUUUAUGAAAGGACUUUACCAUUUCUCUUGGGACUCCUGAGAGGAAUUGUUUUGAAAAAGAUACUCCAAUUUAGGAAGCUAAUAUGAUCUUAGAAUGUUUAUUCUCCCAAGCCAAGAGAGUUGCACUUUACUCCAUUUAUCUGUCAAGCUUUUGAGCUCUUGUAGGAGUUCGCUAUAAUUGUCCUGGAUCCAAGAACCAAUAUUAAAAUUAAUCUUAAUGCCAAGAUAUAUGAAUUUAUUAGACCAAUUAAAUUUGAACGCUUCAGAAAGAGAUAUAUUCUGUAGGUGAAAAAGAUUAUUGUGAAUAACUUGAGUCUUAUGAAUGUUAAAUUCCUCUAUACAACCCAUCACAGCUGGAAUGCAAACAUCUGGAUUUAUCAAGGUCAAAAUUAUAUCUUCUGCAAACAUUGUUGUUUUCUGUUCUUGAUUGGCUAAGUAGACGCCUGAGAUGUUUCUAGUAAGUCUAAUAAAUGCUGCUAGGGAUUAUAUAGCUAAAAUAUAAAGUAAAGGUGCUAAUGGACACCCUUGUCGGGUGCCAUUUCUAAUAGGAAACCAAGCAAAAUCUAAGCCAUUUCCAUAGACCUUUGCUGAAGGACUAGAAUAUAGUGACAGUGCAAGAUCUUUACAUUUUCCUUCAAUUCCAAAAGCGGAAAGGGUAGCUGAUAAAAAAAAAAUUCCAGUUAACUCUGUACGCCUUUUCCGGGGUUGACCGCAAUGAAAACCGACGGAAGGAUAUCUUUGGUGGCAACGAACGUUUAAAUUUAAAAUCUUACGAACAUUAUCACAAGCCGUUCUCGAUUUUUGAUAAAUCCUGAUUGAGUUACGUUAGAAAUAACCAAACUAAGUCUAUCUGCCAAGAUUUUGGAAAAUAUUUUUGUAUCUUGAUUAAUAAGCAAGAUUGGACGAUAGUUGCUUAUAUAACAUGAAUCCUUGCCUGGUUUUGGAAUUGGUGAAAUCGUUGCACUCAGCAUAUCAGAAGAGAAACCCUUGUAUUCCUCUUUUUCUGCAAAUACAUUGCAUAAUAGGGGAGUAAUAAUUGGUUUGUAUGUUUUGUAAAAAUAUGCUGUAAAGCCGUGUAAGCCUUAUUUUUAAGAUUCAUAAUUACUCUUUUAAUUUCUUCCACUGUGAUGGGUUUAUUCAGAGUGUUUAGUUUUAGCAAAUCAAUUUUGGAAAGAGAAAGUUUAACAAAAAAAGAAUCAAAGUCAAUAGGAGAAACCCUAAUUUCCUGAAGGUUAUAAAGGGAGGCAUAAUACUCUGCAAAAGCCUUACCAAUGUUUUGAGGGAACAGAUGUAUUCUUCCACCUUCUAUAAAAAAAAUUUUUAAAUUCUAUUUUUCUUUAAGUCAGGUUUAAGUUUUUUUUGGAGAAGAGAUUUCCCCACUCUGUUAUUACUAGCAUACCAUCAUUGAUUGAAAUGUGUAAUUGAUCAUUUGACUUUUUCUUUGAAAACAUAUUUGAUCUGGAACUCUAUUGCAUUAACCCCUUAAGGAUGUGUGACAUGUCAUGAUUCCCUUUUAUUCCAGAAGUUUGGUCCUUAAGGGGUUAAUCUGUAGCUGUUAACAUUUUGCAAGUUGGAUAUAGAGGUCUGCUAAAUUAGCACCUCUUGCUUUCGUGGCUUUAGCUUCCAAUUGGAUAAAAUACCCCCUCAUGACACAUUUAAAUGAUACCCAAACAGUCUCAUUAGAGACCUGACCAUUAUCAUUCAACUUUAGAUAGUCCUUAACUAGAUAUUCUAAGUAAGCUCUAUUUUGUUCUAUCAGUAGGAUAGUCCUCUAAUUUCCAUUGAGGUCUAGAUUUAAAAUUAGAAUUAUUGUCUAUAGAAACAUUUAUAACAGCAUGAUCUGACCAAAUAGACCCAAUUUCAGAGCGUACAAACCUAUUUAGAGUUGAUGCGUCCGUAAUGAAUAAAUCAAUUCUAGAGUAGCUUAAAUGAACUUUAGAAGAAAAAAAGUAAAAUCUCUAACUUUCGGAUGUUGAGUUCUCCAAAUGUCAUAUAAAUCAAAAUGAACAAAAAGUUUCCUCUCGUAUAGUGGCAGUACUUACAAGUGGGAUGUUCCUUCUAGUUGGGACAAGAAGUGCUCCGCCUGCUGCCUCUAUAUAACCUGCCAGUCAGAGGAGAACUCCAAUUCUUCUUGUCCCGGCAAACAGGACAGACAAGUUCCCCCCCCCAGGAUCCAGGUGAGGCCCGGUAGCUCCCCGGGUGGGAGCUGAGCGGCACUGAUACUUUCGGGAUUCCCGUUAUGAAACACAACCGGAUAUCCAUUUUUGUGGCAUCUUUGGGAGUUUCCGGGCGAACCUCCCACCAAGGAGCUAUGCGCAUGCACACAGCGGUGGAACGCAUGCCCGGGUGGUUUUGCGUUACACAGAAUCGCGCUACUGUGCAUGUACAAAACGGUGUUCAAGAUUUUGGCGCCAAAAUUUAAAUUUGGGCCUAUAUAAAGCUGUGCAGAACCUAUCUGGCCCCAAGGGUGGGUGUACAGUCCUGGUUCUCCGUGUCACCAGCCCUCCUACAUGGCUCUAAGGUGGUUUGAGGUGAGAUUUAACUCUUUAAACUCUCCCUUAUCACCUAUCACUUUUGCAUGCUCCUAUAUAAAUGUCUGUUGUUUCUUUACAGAUAUGUCCAGUCCUAUUUUACCGGAUAAGGCAGAAAAAGAUAAGAUGUCUGCCUCUGUUCCAAAAAAAAAAAAGCCACAAAUCAAAGCACUUAUGUUGUCUGGAAUGUGCGGUCCCUCUACCUGAUGGAUGUCGCAAAAUGACGUGUAAUCAGUAUGCUAUGGAAUUGCUAGAAAAAAACAAGCAAACUGAUAUGUCUUCCUUCCUGUGCUGGUUCCAGGAAAAUAUAUCCCAGACUUUUGAAUCUUUUAAAGAUGCUGUUAAGAAAGAACCGACCUUUCAGGAGAAGCAGAUUAAGAAACGUAGGAGAGAUAGAUCUCCCUCUCUAUCUGAUAUCUCAUCAGGAGAAUGAUCUUCCUCCUCGCCUUCUGAUAUUUCCAGCGUAGCUUCGAGUGUGGAAGAGGGUUUUCCACCAGAAGAGCCUAAAAAAAUUUAUUAAAGAAGUAUCGACAGCUGUUCAGGAACCAGAACCUACCAAGGGUAAGGUUAAAGGUUUCCCUAUGCCUCCUAAAAUAAUGGAUCUCCUUCAAAAAGAAUGGAAGAAUCCUGAAAGGCGUGCGUUUAUUUCAAAACAUUUUAAACUUCUUUUCAAACUACAGUCUGAAGAGAAAUGGGAGGAUCUUCCCAAGGUGGACAUUCAGAUAGCCCAGCUGUCAAAAAAGACUACUAUACCCAUUGGUGAGGUCUCGGGACUGAAAGACCCAAUGGACUAGAGCCGAAACUUUGUGUAGAAGAAUUUUCCAGGCCACAGGCUACCAGUGCAGAGCCGAAAUAGCAGGCUCAGCGGUUCUCAGGGCACAGAGCAGUUGGCUCCAAGCCCUUGAAGACUCCCUCAUGGGUAAGUCUGAUUCAAACCCUGCCCAUCUUAUGUUCCUCCUAAAAUUAUCAAACAAAUUUCUUUCGGAAGCCUCUGAUGAGAUUCUUCGUUUAUCAGCCAGAAUCAUGGGUUUGUCAUCUGUGGCCAGAAGAGCUCUGUGGCUACGAACAUGGACAGCUGAUUCAGCAUCUAAGGCAGCCCUGUGUGAACUACCCUUUGAGAGGAACAAGCUCUUUGGCACUCCUUUGGAAGACAUUAUCAGACAAAUGUCAGAAACUAAGAAGGCGCUACCUCUGGAGUCACGACCCCAAAAAUAUAAAAGAAAUCAGUUCAAGGGUCAGCGUUCCUUUCGUUACCAAGGGCGUUCUCGCAGAUUUAAAAAAACAGCAGCCAAUGGUCUAGGCAGGAUUUCAACAGACAAGAAAAAAGAGGAAAUUCUGACGCCAAGAGAGUAGGAGGACGCCUUCAGUUCUUUGCCCACAAAUAGGUAAAGAUAACAUCCAACGGGUGGACUCUAAGAACUAUUUCAGAGGGUUACAGAAUAAAGUUCUCUGCAAUACCACAACCAUCCAUCCAUCCUACUGUCAGGCUCUCCUGGCAGAAGCUCUUUUUCUUUUGCAAAAAAAAUUAUAGAAAAGAUACCAAAACAAUGGGAAUUUCAAGCUGUGUACUCUCGCCUGUUCUUGGUACAAAAACCAGACUGAUCUUUUCGGCCUAUCCUGCACCUAAAAAAGGUCAACGCCUGCAUACCCUAUCAAAGGUUUCAUAUGGAGAAUAUUCUGUCUGUCACGCACAUCUUGCAAAAAGGGUAUUCAUGGCAAAGCUAGACUUAAAAGAUGCUUACCUCCAUGUUCCAAUGUCAGAGUCCUCCGGGAAGUUCCUCAGAUUUGCAGUUUUAACAGGAAAGCAAAGAAUUCUCCAUUUUCAGUUCAAGGCUCUACUCUUUGGCCUGUCAUCGGCUCCUCAUACACUUACUAAAAUCCUGGCAGCCAUAGCAUCUGCUUUGCGCCUGGAGGGUAUUUCGAUAGUUUCGUAUCUGGACGACUGGUUCUUGAAAGCCCAAUCGGAACAACUUCUUCUAAGAUCUCAUCUCGCGAUCGCUAUGAAGGUGCUGGAAAACAUGACCAUCUCAAGUUGGACUCUCCCAAUCUCUACCAACGUGAUAGAGCGGGUGACUCUUCCCUUAGAAACCCUUGCAAUGUUCCACCUGACAGCAUGGCUUCUGCAAGGUUGAUCCUCCAAGGACAUGGUCUCUCAGAUCGCUUAUGUGACGUGUUGCUGUCUUCAGUCCGCUUGCCCACGUCAAGAGUUUAUGUCAGGGUUUGGUUAAAGUUCAGGUCCUGGUGUUGCAUUCGAGGUUCGGAUCCUGUCAGAGCAUCAGUCCCAGAAAUUCUGUCCUUUUUGCAGGAUGGGUUUGAAACCGGACUAGGGGUCUCUACUCUCAAGGGACAGAUUUCAGCCCUAAGUCAUUUCCUGGUUCAUGACAUUGCCUCUGACCUGCUUAUCCACAGGUUUUUUUUUUUUAAAAGCCAUACGGCUCAAGCGGCCUCCCAAGAUAGUCCCUUUUCCUACCUGGGAUUUGUCCUUGGUGCUUCAAGCCCUUUGUGAACCACCGUUUGAACCAUUACUAGAGGUUCCCUUAAAGCUUCUUACCUUCAAGACCGCAAUCCUUGUGGCGAUCGCCUCUGUAAGGAGGAUAGGUGAAAUUCAGGCUCUAUCCUCCUCUCCUGAAUUCACCAUUUUUCAUCAAGAUAAAGUUGUCCUGCACCCCAGGCCUCCUUUUUUGCCCAAGGUUAUUUCAAGUACUUCUUUAAUCUGAAGACCUCUGUAAAGCAGCCACUUGGUCAUCGUUUCAUACCUUUUAUUAAACAUUAUAGGCUGGACAUUUUUCUCAUCACCUGAAGCUGCUUUUGGGCGUAAGGUGCUUCAGGCAGUGGCCUUCUGAGUCCCCACCCUUUUGUUUUGUUUCCAGGGAUCUCGCUAUAUCCCACUUGUAAGUACUGCCACUAUACAAGAGGAAAAACAGUAAUUUUACUUACCGUAAAUUCAUUUUUUCUUAGUAUAGUGGCAGUACUAGUUUUUCCCUCCACUUUUAUAUGGAUUAAUUAAUUUUGUAGUAUUCAGUCUCUGUUUUGGUUAUUUUGGAUUACUGGAGUUCUCCUCUGACUGGCAGGUUAUAUAUUGGGCCAGCAGGCAGAGCACUUCAAUUAUCCUAAAAAGAAGGGGGAGCUUCUUGUUUCAACUAGAAGGAACAUCCCACUUGUAAGUACUGCCACUAUACUAAGAGAAAAGAUGAAUUUGCGGUAAGUAAAAUUACUGUUUUCUUGAAGCUAUUUUGUGCGAGAUUUGUAUAAAGUUAACAUACGCUUAGAAACUUUAGAAUUUUUAUUCAUCUUAACAACUAACACUGUAUUUCAAUCGCCACCACUGAGUAAAACCCACUUUUUAAUUUUCUCCACUUUCCAAAAAAACUUCUUAUAUGGGAGAAAUCCUUUGGAACAUAUAACUUGACAUGGGCAUAUGUAAUUGAAAAAAAUCUCAGGCACUCACUGUGAAUUCUUCCAGGCAGUUUAUUGCAACGUUUUGACUGAAACCAGAUCUUUAUUAAGCUAACACCACAGAAACAAAAAAGCAUUUUAUACACACAUUAUAAUCGAUCAACGUGAAAUUACCAAAUUUAUUAACAUAAAAAGGGGGAUGGGGCCUGACCGCCAACAGGAUCAGACGUGCUCUGUCCGAGCUCCCGCUUCAGGGCCUGAAGAUCAGUGCCAACUAGGAGCCAAACCCAACCACUGACCCAUACUGGUGCCCACAGCAACCUCCUGCUGCUGGGUACACAGGGACCCUAGACCCUAACUGGCAUCCAAGAGGAAAUGGCUGACACAUCCCGGUAAACUAUCUUUUUUUUUUUUUUUUUUUUUUUUUACAUCCUCCGUUAUACCUUUUUAAGUCUUACAUUGUUUCUAUGGGAUCUGUCUUCCAGCUGUGUUAAUUUGUUAUCCACCUCUAACUGAUUUUAUUUUUUUUAUUUUUUUUGGGGAGGGGUGGGAUAUAUUUUGGGACUGAAGCAGAGUAACUUCUAAACUUUUUUUUUUUUUUUUCUCUCAAGCUCUGCUCUAGCAAUUUAGAGUUAAAAAUGGACACCUCUUUAAUUACUUCCACUAGAUCUUGUUUUAAAUCUUUUUCAUAAAGUUCAUCCAUCAUCUUCUUCAGGCUUAGGUUUGUUAUAGACUCUGCUGAAGAUUCCCGAGGUCCUUUAUUUGCCUGAGCUUCCUCUAAAGGAGGGGAUAUAGAUCUUCUAAAAAAAUGAGAUUUAUUAGGUUCUUAUUUAGGAGAAUAAUGUACAUUUAUAGAUUUAUUCUUUUCAUUAUUACCAGCAGAUAGAGGUGUGUUUUUUUUUUUUUUUUUUGGGAGGCAUGUUUUAGAGAUCGAAAGAGUAAGGAUUCAAAGAUCUCUGGAUACAAAAAAUAACAAUGUAUCUGAACCUUCCCCCUUCUCGAUCCUUAAUAAAAAGGAGAGAGGAGGAAGAGGAGAACACCACCACCUUAAAACUAAAGUCUCUCUCUUCCGCCUCCAUCCAAUAAAGGAGUGAAGGAGGGAGGGUGGGACCCAGGCAAAAAAAAAACACAAAACCCACAAUUAGUAAUAUAGCAUUUAAGCAAUAACGGUUUUAAAUCUCUAGUAAUAAAGAGCACUAUAGUGUCCAAUAAAGAGUAUCUCUUCUGCCUUCUUAUUCCUCUUCUCUCUUUAUAUGUAGAUCUCUAAUCAAAUUAACUUGAACACUUAAAUUAAUCCGUAGAAGAUAAGCCAAAGUUUUCAAACCAAAUCUUUCUUGGUAUAGAGAAGGGGAAACGUGUUCUUUAACAAUUGGUUCUUUUUAUCUCAGGUGGAUAGCUGCUUCACCUAUCUGAGUAUUAACACUAGUUACUAUAAUGAGAGCAAAUAUAAUAUGAGCCACCCAGAUAAACGAGAGAGCUGGACUGGGAUUGAUAGGCACCUACAGGGCCGCCAUCAGAAAUUUUGGGGCCCCUGACAAAGCACAAGGUCUGGGCCCCCCCCCCCCACCCUCCCUCCCGGGCCCGCCCACGCCCUACCUGGUCCGCUGACAAUGAUGCAGGACUGAAUGUGGUGUGUAUAGUAGAAGUGAAUUAGAAUAUGUGUAAUGGAUGUAGUGUUUGUGUGUAUUAGAUACUGUUUGUACAGUGAAUGCAGAGUGUGUGUUUGUGUAGCGGAUGCAGUGUGUAUAGUGAACGCAGAGUGUGUUUGAGUAGUGGAUAUAGUGUGUGUGUUUGUGUAGUGGAUGUAAUGUUUUAUGUACUAGAUGAAAUGUGUUUAGUGGGUGCAGUGUCUGUAGUGGAUGUAGUGCGUGUAUUAGACGCAGUGUCUGUGUAUAGUGAAUGCAGAGUUUUUCAAUGUGUGGUGGAUGUAGUGUGUGUACUGUGAAUACAGGAUGUUUGUGUAGUGGAUGCUGUGUGUACAGUUAAUGCAGAGUGUAUGUUAGUGUAGUGAAUGCAGAGUGGGUGUCAGUAUAGUGAAUCCAGAGUGUAUGCAUAGUUUAGUGAAUGCAGAGUGUGUUAGUGUGUAGUGAAUGCAGAGUGUGUCAGUGUAAUGAAUGUAGUGUAUGUGUUAGUGCAGUGAAUGCAGAGUGUGUGUGUAAAUUUGUAGUGAAUGCGUGGUGUGUUUUAAUAUGUAGCGAAUGCAGAAUGUGUUAAUGUGUAGUGAAUGCAGAGAGUGUGUUAGUGUGUAGCGGAUGCAGAGUGUGUGUUAGUGUAGUGAAUGCAGAGAGUGUGUUAGUGUGUAGCGGAUGCAGAGUGUGUGUGUUAGUGUAGUGUAUGCAGAGUGUAUGUUGAGUUAGUGUAUGCAGUGUGUUGUGUUAGUGUAUGCAGUGUGUGGUGUGUUAGUGUGUGCGUUGUGUUAGUGUAUGCAGUGUGUGUGUGUUUUGUUAGUCUAACCUCUGAGGAGGGGUCUAUGGCACAACACAUGCUCAUUCAUCUAUGCAUUAUUCCCAUAUACCUCCUGGCCUGUUGUGUUAGUGUAUGCAGUGUGUGUGCUAUGUUAGUGUAUGCAGUGUGUGUGUUUUGUGUUAGUGUAUGCGGUGUGUGUUGUGUUAGUGUAUGCAGUGUGUGUGUGUGUGUUGUAUUGGUGUAUGCAGUGUGUUGUGUUAGUGGAUGCAGUGUGUGUGUGUGUUGUGUUGUAUUAGUGGAUGCAGUGUGUGUGUGUGUGUGUGUUAGUGUAUGCAGUGUGUGUGUGUGUGUGUGGGUGUGUGUGUGUAAACGUGCAAUCUGUGGGGGGGGAGGAAGGGGCAUUUUAACAUAAAUUUUUAAUUAAUUUAAUUAAAUGUUUCUCCCCCCUCCCUGCUUACCUGUAUCCAGGGAGGGGGUAGAUUCCAUCUGUGCUCUGGCAGUCCUGGGCCCCACUUUCUUUCUCUGCACACAUAGAUAGCGUAGGGAGCCGGGGGCCCGCGGCUGCACACAUAGAUAGCGAUAUACGCUAUCUAUGUGUGCAGAGAAAGAGAAAGUGGGGCCCAGGACUGCCGUGACAACAGUCACGGUUGUCACCCCCUGAUGGCGGCCCUGGGCACCUAUAUCACUUCAGUGCUCUUAAAACUUCACUGCUCAUCCCGCUCCUGUUAAAUAUGUCAGUCCCAUUAUAAGAUUUUAUCCGGCUCUUUAAAAUUUUCCGCUAACCUGGUCCCACUAUCGCGAUUCCAGGCUUUCCUCCACUUGAUCUUUCACUUUAUUUUUCUUCUCUUCCGUCUCCUAUUUUCCCCUUUCUUUAUAUAAUUUCCUUUUUUUCAUUAACUUCUGCCGCUAGUUAGGAGCUAUGCCCCAUACACAGACCUGGCAAUAUGUAGCAUAAAUGCAAACCACAAUGGUAAUGUUAAUCCAGCUGAGCUCAUCAAGAGUCUGACCAUCAGCAAACACACACUCCGGUAGGUUUGCUUCCCUAAAGCAGCACACAGGUCUCCAGACUCCCAAUCUCUCUUCCUCAACCUUCAGAUCAGUCAGGGGUCAACCUGGCACUGUAUUCAGAAGAGAUGCGGCUGCAUCAAAGACUCCAUACGCUUUCAGUCAAGUGUGCCAAGACACUCGGAUUCCAUGCUUGUGCAGCUCUCGCACCUCGCUUCUCCUGUAACCAUACAGCCACACCUAUGAUGCCCACACAACGUUCCUAUGUCAUAAUGUAGGAUAAGGCAAAGACUUUUAACCCUUUCUUUAUCUUUAUCUAUGACAAGUCCCCUCUUCUGGCACUGCAGGUGAGUGUGUUAGGCAAGGUAUAGCCAGGGAUACUAAUUAUACCUUGGGACUUUUAAUUAUCAUCUUCACCUCUAUUCCCUUGCCAUCUUACACCAACAGAACCAUCAAGGAAACCUGUCCAGACAACUGUAUAUACAGGAUAAUAUGUUAUUAAAUCCAUGUCUCAUUAUGCAAUACAUCCAUAGGUAUAGCUCUGUGUGUCUAGGGGAAUAUUCACUAAGCAUUGCAUAGGUAAAACAAUUAAUUUUCCAACAAACCUCUACAGUGUGCUUGGAGUGUUCCUUUAAAAGAUCUUGCACAAGUUUAUUAAACGACUACUAUAGGCACCCAGACCACUUCAGCUCAAUGAAGUGGUCUGGGUGACAGUUCCCUCUAGUUUUAACCAUGCAGCUGAAAACAUAGCAAUUUCAGAGAAACUGCUACGUUUACACUGAGGGUUAAUCUAGCCUCUAGUGGCUGUCUCACUGACAGACGCUAGAGGCGCUUCCGCAACUCUCAUUGUGAAAAAUCACAGUGAGAAGACGCUGGACGUCCAUAGGAAAGCAUUGAGUUUGGCGCUGACGUCGGCAGUUGGAGGAGAGUUCCCCAGCGCAGAUGGAGCCCGGCGCUGGAGAAAGGUAAGUGGCUGAAGGGGGGCCAUGAAGGUUGGGGGGACCUAAGGAUUAUAUAGUGCCAGGAAAACGAGUUUGUUUCCCUGGCACUAUAGUGGUUCUUUAAGGGAGAACUAUCACCUGAAUACUAUUUGUUUUUUAAAAGAAAAUUGAUUCUUUGUUAAAUGAUGGAUAUGUUUAAAAAAAAAAAAAAAAUCAUGUUCCCUACCUUUAGUAUAUGACAGGAUCCUUCAGCCAUAUACAUACACUUUAGACAGUGUUUGACUUUAAAUGUUAGCCAGUCUGAUGAUGUCACAGCCCGGUGCAGGGAGUGAAGCAGAGAAGACCAUAGAGAAUCACUUUCGGUUUUCAAAGGGGUGAACUUGACAUUUUCCACCCUCCACCCAAAUGGUUCUCACAUCCCCAGCCAGGUAGCGAGAGGGAAUGUGUUUAAAAACCUUAGUAGGAUAUUGUGCCUUGUUGCACAAAACGUAUUCAGCUUGGAUAUGUUUUUUUUAGGUUUUGUGCUGCUAUGUCCAUUUUUUUGACUUUUUGUUUUUAAACCAUCUCAGUAAAAGGCGUGUUUUAUUCAAACAUGGAUUGCACCUACUUUAUAUACAGUUUUCAGCGUUAGCUAGUGUAUCUACACAUUUUGUCUAGAGGUUCCAGAGCCUCUAGUAACCCAUUCCCAAACAAAAGUACCCUACCUACACAACUCACCCUCAUAAAUGAAGCUCCAGGCACAUGCCCAUGGAAUAGGCCCAUUGAUUUAAAAAUGUAUUUACUACUCUUGCUUUGCAGAGAGGGAAUUCAGGAGAAAUACAGGGGAAGAAACAUUGUGUGGACUAUUGACUAUAAAAUAGUGGCUGGAAAGCUGAAUUUGUACUGUGCAAAUGUUCUUGCUAUUUUGGGGUCUCUAUAGUGUGGAAUGCCUCAUUUAUGCUACACUCACUGCAUCCACCUUUUUCUCUGUCCCUGACUGCAUACUAGGAACUUCUGUCUGCUACUAAAAUGGGAAGAAGUGCAAAAGUGAGUGCUUGAGCAUACCAGGGGACUGUCACCAGUAAGCAUCAUUAGAAGUGGUAACUCCAAGCUCAGGGUGCUGAAACAGAGCUGUCUGUAUAGCUGUUUGACCUUCCAAUUCUUUGGGCAGACCCACCCUGAUUCUGGGUGAGUCUGCCCCUUUGGUCUGUGCCAAUAACAUGAUUCACAUCACUGGCCCACCUCCUGUUACCCCUCCCUCCAAAGUCCAAAUUCACAGGACACCGAUAUUGGGGAAUAUGGAUUUGGUUGAGAGAUGAAAGGAAAAGCUUAGAAUAGGCUAUGUGUAUUCUUAUAAGUACAUUAUGUGAUUCCUGUCACACUUUAGAUGUGGGAAGAGAUUUAUGGGGGUUGGCAGGGACAUUAGAUCCUUGAGCCUUAAUAAUUUAAUAGCUCUCAUCCAGUGCCUGUGGAGUGGUGCGGGGGGUCAGUACAUUCCUCUGUCUGUAUUAAUUCGAGCCACUGACCACAGGACACUAAAUCCCCCACCCCUAUUUAUUUAUUUGUUGGCUACACCAUGUAGCUAAAGUGGGACACUAUAAUGUUCCCCAGCUUCUUAUUUUAAAGGAAAUACAGCUAAUUGAAGUGGUCUGGGUGCUGUGCCCCUUUUGCACUUAGUGCUGCAAUGUAAAAUAUUGCAGUUCCAGAGAACAGUGUUUACAUUGCAGCUCUAAGUCUACUCUCUGUGGUUGUCUAACAGUGAGCAUUGAAUAAUGUUUUCAUACUGGCAGAGCAUGCGCAUGCGCAUUAGGUCUCCCCUGCUGGCUGAUGUCGGUGGGGGAAGAGCGUGGGCGGUGCUCGACCCGGCGCUGGAUUCAAGUAAGUAACUGAUUUGGGGGGGGGAGCAGGAGGGAGAGAGGCACUCCAGGAUUCUCUAGUGCCAGGGAAACAGAGUGUACAGGGACCUGUACUACAUACAUACAACACACCAACAAAUACCAUGCUCAACCCAAAUACACAACUGUCACAGUACCAAAGUAGGAUAGAACAUAUUACUGGUCAGAGUGUACAAAAGUAAAAUAGAACAUAUUACUGGACCUUAGAGUGGCUGGGCUUCAGAACGGAGGACGUACAAUUACGCCCUAUUUUAGGCGGCUCUAAACGCCGCUGGGUGUAAUUGUACGCCCUCCGGUUUUUGUUCACUUACCCGGUCGCCGGCGAUCGCGGUGGGGGGGACUCCCAGGGAGCCCCCCGCAGUAGAUCCUCCUCAUCCGGUGCCCCCCGGCCAUGUGAGAGUGGGGUCCUUGCGAGGACCCCACAAUCACAUGGCCGGGUAGGCUGCCUCCUGCAUUGCUGGCUGAAAAUAAAAUUCAAAUAAAAUGUAUUAGUGUAAAAUUACCUGAACACAAAUAUUAGUGUUUCAAAACAGUAAAAUGUAUUACAACGAUGAUUUCACCAGUAAAAGUGAUGUUUUUUGAAUUUUUCAUGCACAAACAGCACUUACACGGACGAUAUUAUUGCUGUGAUACUUUUUACUGUUUUGAAACACAAAUAUUUGUGUUCAGCGAAGUCUCCCGAGUACAACAGUACCCCUCAUGUACAGGUUUUAUGGUGUUUUCAAAAGUUACAGCAUCAAAUAUAAGGCUUGCAUUUCAUUUUUUUCACAUUAAAAUUCGCCAGAUUGGUUACGGUGCCUUUGAGACCCUAUGGUAGCCCGAGAAUGGAAAUGACCCCUAUGAUGGCAUACCAUUUGCAAUAGUAGACAACCCAAGGUAUUGCAAACAGGGUAUGUCCAGUCUUUUUUAGUAGCCACUUAGUCACAAAAUUGGCGUUCUUUUGCAUUUUUCACACAAACAAAUACUAACGCUAACUUUGGCCAGUGUUUGUGACCAAAUGGCUACUAAAAAAUACUGGACAUACCCCAUUUGCAAUACCUUGGGUUGUCUACUAUUGCAAAUGGUAUGCCAUUAUGGGUGUAAAUUUCAUUCCUGGGCUACUAUAAAGUCCCAAAAGCAACGUACCUAAUCUGGCGAAUUUCAAUUUCAAAUGUAAUGUGCUAUAUUUGACCCUGUAACUUCCCAAAACGCCAUAAAACCUGUACAUAAGGGGUAUUGUUUUACACUUGGGACUUUGGUGAAUACAAAUAUGUGUAUUUUAUUGCAGUAAAAGCAAACAGUAUUAUGACAUUCACAGUUAAAAUGUCAUGUAGAAUUAAAAAAAAAUUAAAAAUUCUUAUUUUCUCCCAUUUUUUUUUUUUUUUUUUCCAUAUUAAAUUAUGUUUCAUAGCUAAAUAUUUGAUAUUAAAUGAAAGCCAUCUUUCCCCUGAAUAAAAAGAUAUAUAAUAAGGGUGGGUGCAUUUAAUAUGAAAGAGCUGAAUUACGGUUGGACAGACAUGUAGCGCAAAUGCCAGGUUUUGUUUACAUUUUGUUUCGUUCACAACGUGUACAUUUGGCUCAGUCCUUAAGGGGUUAAAGUGGACCAUGAGAAAAUUCGUAAAUGACUAGACAAGCCGAGAUGAGGAUAACAUGGAUACGGGAGGACGAGUAAAUGUAACCAGGUCAUGAUUACAGAGAUACACAAGGUCAGAGACCAAGCCAAAGUCAGAACCAAGAGUCAAAAUAGUGAAACAAUCACACUGAUUGGGAAAUCAUGACUCUGGGGCAGGAAAAGUUAUUUAAAUCAUUUGUUUAAAAGAUGUUUUUAGUUCAUCGUGACAUUGUUUUGUUUUACAACAGCUUUGUAAUGGCAAAUGAAGCUCGUCCCUGUCCAUGUGACAUUGGAGAUAAAUUUGAACAUGAAGAACAAGGAAAAGUGAUACAGAUUGAACACAUUAAAGCUUAUGUAUGCAAACCGCAUUCCAGCACAGACAAAGCUGUUAUUGUAGUCCAAGAUAUCUUUGGAUGGGAGCUCCCUAACACUCGAUUCAUUGCUGAUCUACUUUCUGCUCAUGGAUACAUGUAAGUUAUUUCCUAUUCAGUACACCCUCCAUGAAAUGUAAAUAUCGGUAAUUAAACAAUUAUUUCUUUGCAAUAAAUAUACCGACAAAUUUGUGGACUUUUGUUUUACUGUGUCUAUAUGUUUUUGACUGCAUGUAUCUAGCCCAUAUCUAAUUUACUGCAUUGCAAUUUACUCGUCCUAUUUUGAUCUUUUAAUGUAUUAUUUUAAUACUAGUUAGGUAACAAAUAUGUUCACCUUACUCUCAGAAUUUAAAGGUGAAGUGACAAACGGACUUAAAAUUAAUAUUAUCACUUCUUCAAAUACUGGGGAUUGUAUAUAAAAUCCACAGAGCAAUAAUGUGGUUUCUGCUAACACUAUUAUUUUAUUAUUAUUAUUUUUAAUUUUUCAUAAAAAUAUUACAAAUAUCACAUGACUUGCAAUAAUAAUAGCCAUAUUAGUUGAGCCAACAUAACAUCUUCCAAGUCAUCAGUUCUUGAUAGAUCUGUGUACAUCACAAACGAAUCGCGUACACAUAGUUAACAAAAUUACAAUUAAGACAAAAUAGACAAAACCUUGCUGGGGGAUUACGAGAGAGUGGUAGCCCCUUGUUCAUUUGAACACUUCAAAAUUAGGUCUAUUGUCAGCAGUUUGCAAUGAGCAAAUCAUCAAAAGUAAUUGAAAUAGCUCAACACAACAAAUGCUUUAAGUGGUUUCCUUUAAAUUCAUCUGAAAAUGCAACUUAUGACUUCUCCAGUCUCAAUUAUUCAACCCACUUCCUGAAUAGAAUCCCUCACAACAGAACAAAUAUACAAAACCGGCAAUAAUCUUGUAAUAAUUGACUGAAUCAGCUUGUCUGGGUCUCCCAUAUCUAGUUUUAAGUAAUCCGCCAGCAUUUUCUUUAUAUCUUGUUUUUAAGUAUGUUUUCUAAUGUAUUUUGUUUAGUUGAACUUUCCAUCACUAGAUGUUCAUGCGAGUAUAAUUUUUUUUCUUAUAUAUGUAAAAAUCUCUCUUUUAUUGAAACUAUUAAUGCAAAUUCACCACCAACCCAACAGCCUGUUUUUCCUUAAAGGGGUACCCUAGUGCCAGGAAAACAAACCUGUUUCCCUGGCACUAGAGAAUCCUGGAGUGCCCCCUCCCUCCAGCCCACAUCCCAUGUCGCUGAAGGGGUUAAAACCCCUCCAACUACUUACCUGAAUCCAGCGCCGAUGUUCCUCGGCGCUAGGUCAGACUCUGCCCAUGCUCCGCCUACGUCAGCUGGCGGGGGAGACCUAAUGCACAUGCACGGCAAUGGCCGCGUGCGCAUUAGACCUCCCCAUAGGAUAGCAUUAUUCAAUGCUUUCCUAUAGGGAAAAUCUGAUGCUGGAGGUCCAUAAAGACGUCCAGCGUCAGAUAACCGACCAAAUAUCCGCUUAGAUUCCGGGAGCCACAGAGGGCAUACUUGGAGCUGCAAUGUAAACAUUGCAGUUCUCUGGAAAUUGAAUGUUUUACAUUGCAGCACUAGGUGCAAAAGGGUCACAGCACCCAGACUACUUCAAUUAGCUGAGGUGGUCUGGGUGCCUACAGUGUCCUUUUAAGAUGUUGUUAAAGCGCAUAGCUAUACUUGCAUGAGGACAUACAGCACCUCAUAAAACCCCAUAGGAAAACAUUAUACAUGCUUUCCUAUGGGAGAAGUACUAAUGUGAGAGUGGCCAGGUAAGCAAAGUACUAAUGCGAACGGAAGCGGAACCUAAACCAGUGCUGAGGCCGGGACAUUAGUUUUAAACCCCUUCUGCACCACAGGGGUGGCCCGCGACGGAAGGGGGCACUAUCAUUAAUUAUAACUUUGUCGUGAAUUAGAUCUUUUGUUUCCUAGCAGUAGCUGUCAAAAUUUAGUGUACUAUAACUAGAAAAUAAAUUUCAUUUACAUUAUUAUUUAUUUAUUUUUUACACUGCAUGUGGAGUAGGCAAUACAAUGUAACAUGAUAUCUUUCACAGAAAAGUACGUCCUGCAAGGGCUGCAUAGGAUUUACAGUGUACACCAUACAGCAUGAGUUUUUUUAUGAAAUAAAGGAAAGAAAAAGAAAAGAGGAAAACAAAAGUAGAACCAUAAUGAUACCGGAGAAACUGACGGAAGCAAAGCACAGAGAGAUGGACACAGGUUUCUUCAGGAAGGAAGAGAUUCUUUAUUGGAUCACCGAUCGGGACUCAGAGGGACUAAUGUCACCAAAAAUACAGCAAGUUCUGAGCCCUGAACAAUAGUGCAGGCUUCCUAUAUAGGCACAUAACUCCUCCCAUAUUAAACUCCACCCGCACAUUCUCUUGACCAAUCAUUACAAAUAAGAAUUAACUUCCUGCUUGACCGCAUGGCUUGUCCAGCACAAUGGAGGAGGGGAAUACUACAUCCUGUAUUCUUGCACAUGCUCCGUACACUACUGAUCGUAUCUUGCCUCGUGCAACCAACUGAUCGAUACGUCAGCAUAUGCACGUACACAUGCCACGUGGUAAUCUCUGCCUACUAAAUUUAUUUUUACCGAGAUUCCACCACAUUCCCCCCUUUGAUGCCUCUUGAUAUUUUACAAUUACUUGAGGCAUCACUUAACCUUGGUUUGCAUACACCACAAGUUACCUUUGAACCAGACCAGACUUAUCCUAUGAUGUGAAUCUUCAACACUCGUCUUCCUGCAUUGGUUCUCCCUGAUCUAGAGCCUUAUAUUUAUAAAUUGCCAUUAUCUGUGCAGCAGCCUUCCUCUCUGCUAUAUUUUCUAUCAGGCUUUGCACAGACCUAACUACUAAGGGUAUAAGACACGGCAGGAGUAGACACAACAUUAAAAUCAGUAGGACUCCACCUACCACUGCCUUAAGCCCUCCAAACCACUCAUACCAGCUACCAAACCAACUACUUGGAUUGUACCCUUUCCAUACCUGAGUAGGCACAUGCGCUAGUUUAACCAUAUGGCUAGUAAGCUCAGCUAUUGCUUGCCCUUCGUCAUCUAUUUGAAGACAGCAAUUGCUCAGGUUAAACUUCCCACAUACACCUCCCUCUACUGCCAAAAGAUAAUCCAAGGCUAAUCUAUUUUGGUAAACUGCUGUCCUCAUCCUGGUAUUAUGCUUCGCUAGAAGAUUGAGCGCUUGUGAUGUCUCGUUAGUAAUGAUCUCAACCACCGCCUGUAACCUUAUAAUGCGGUUGAGCAUAUAAAUAGGGGUUCUAUAACCAAAGGUACCAUCCUCUGCCCACGUGGCUGGCCCAUAAUAAUCUAUAAUACGCUGGGGAGGCCAUUCAUUAUCUUCCCAGGCACCUAUCUCUAUGGGUCCCCUUUUCUUCCUAUGAUUCACAUCAUACACUUUAACACCUAAAGUCUCACCUGUUUCAAUAGGCAACAAGAAGAAGGAUGGUUUCAACAUACCCAACACACAUGCCCCUUCCCAGUCCUGUGGUAACUCCGAAUAGGCCUUCUUACCACAGAUCCAGUACAAAUUCGCUGGGGCUCUCCAGUUAGAUGUGAUGGAUAGAUCAAACCAUACGUCCUUUAAAUUGGCAUAUCUUGCAAACGGGUUAGAUGGUUCUGAGACAUUUGAAGCCGACCACCAAGUUGUAUUCUUUGUAUCAUCAUCAUAAGCUUUUUGCCCUAGACAAGUUAAUUCUCCUACAGAAGUAUUAUACAUCAUUCCUUUCCUCGCUAUGCAAACAUAACCUAUGAUGGAGGUCUUCAAUCUCCACUCAGAUUUACCUCUAACACUCAUAUGAUAGUCGGCUUGUGUAGAUAUUAAUUGGUCAACUGCCUCAGAACCGGACAUUACCUCCUUUGCUUCCCAAGGCCAUUGGUCUCCCAUGUUAGUACCUCCACACACAUAGCAGUUGGUAACAUUAAGACUACCGGCAAUACUCUCGGCUAAAUCAAUGAACAAGUUUUUAGCAUUAUGGGGGAUCUUAUUAUCUAUGCUCAUCUCUUCAUAAAAGGAAUGGUAUACUUGAUGAGUUUGGGAGGUUACCGUAUCAGUCUCUAUCCCUAUAAACAAUAUUGUCCCAGGGUCUAAACCCAUCCCAUAUAUUUGAAAAACCCAAAUAAAUUACCAUAUUUAUCUAAGAACUUGUCAGGCUUAUUUAUAAGUAUAUGGAUUGGAUUGCAUUCCAUAGACUUACAAUAUGGAUCAGUAGGCAACUUAGUCACAAUCAUGUCCUUGUCUGCUGUCUGUCCCCAAGUCGCCCACCCCACACAAGACCAAUAUGGGCAGAAGUUAUAAUCUCUAUUUGGGCAUCUUGGACUUACAUAUUUAUUUUUACUACUGGGACAAAUAUAUUUAUCGUUAGACCCAUACGUCCUCUCCCAUCUAAGAUCCCCACAUACAUUCCACGGCUUUCUACCACUUGAUAUUGCUUUACACGCAUCAAAUAGCAGAGCACCUGAAGAAUAUACGGAUUUUAAUACCGUCUUAUUAAUUAGGGUCCCCUGAGGAUCUCCAUUUCUGAGAGUCAACCAAAUUGUACGGGGUUGAUACUCAGGACUGAAGCACUUAGGUUCUCCUACUCCUAAAUGACACACACUAUAUUCUAUAUUUAAGUAUCUACAUCUUGAUACAUCUCCUUUACACUCAUAUUGCGAAUGCCAAAUUAGGGUCUGGGAUAUAUGGUUACCUGUUCUUGUAGUCUUAAUGCAUACCUCACAGCUAGGAGUGUUGGUACCUCUACCUUCCUGAAUAUAAAAAUACACAUAAAUAAACAUUAUUAAAAAUACAUCUUUCGUCGUCAUCCUCAGUCUUCGUCCGUGCGAAGGCACCUCAGCUUCCAGGAUGUAAGGACUGCAGGGAAUGGAGUUCUGCUCGUCUUCACAGGGGUCCCCUCAAGACUUUCCCUGACUUAUACACUCGUUGGUGAGUGGACAGGCUUUAUUAUGGCCUUCUCACUCACUUACCAAGUCUCUGAAACAAUAAAAUUUGUAAUCCACAAGGUUCCUCGUCACUCCGACUGAGUCGUGCGUUUUAACCGGAUCUUGCAGGGAUUCUCUGGAUUUGCUGUAACUUGCCAGGAAUCGGCUGCUGCUGGUUUAACCCUGGAGUGAUGUAUCCACGGAGUCACUUCGGCUACUUUUAUCGCUGUAGGGGUAGACAAAAGAACAACAUAAGGACCUCUCCACUUGGGCCCUAACGGCACAUUAUUCCACUCUUUAAUCCACACUUGGUCGCCUGGGUGGUAACUAUGAAUUGGGGGAUAAAUAUUCACAGGUAAUCUAUCUUGUACCCAUUUCUGUACCUCCUCCAUAGUCUUACCCAACUCUACAACCUGCUGCCGGGUAAUUCCUUCUCCCAACUGACUCAAAUCCCCCCUUAAGUUACCAAGCACGGGAGGUGGUCGCCCGUACAUGAUUUCAAAAGGAGAGAGGCCCAUCCUUCUGGUAGGUGUACUACGGAUUCGCAAUAGAGCUAUGGGCAAGAGAACGUUCCACUUAAGUUGGGUUUCCUGACACAUUUUAGCCAACUGAUUCUUAAUAGUUCUAUUCAUUCUCUCUACCUUACCAGAACUCUGGGGUCUAUAUGCCGUAUGAAGCCUCCACUUUAUACCAAGCAUAUGAGUCAAUUGUUGUAGGCACUGAUGAACAAAAGCUGGACCAUUGUCCGAUCCUAUAGAGCAGGGUAGUCCAUAUCGGGGUAUUAUUUCUCGUAGCAGGAAUCUCACGACUUCUCCUGCUUUCUCUGUACGAGUAGGACAUGCUUCUACCCAGCCUGAAUAGGUGCACACCACUACCAGCAGGUAGCGAUGUCCACCCGAUUUAGGCAUCACUGUAUAGUCAAUUUGUAAAUCGGACAUGGGAAGUCCCCCCAUAAACUGGACUCCUGGUGGCUUUACUGGUCCUUGUCUUGCAUUAUUUUUAGCACACGUUACACAUCUACGUACAAUGGCCUGAGUCAAGUUGGACAAUCUUGGUAUGUAGAAAUGUUUUCUGAGAGAUUCUUCUGUACUGUCUCUCCCAGAAUGUGUCCCGUUAUGAUAGUUUUGGACAAUUUCUACCGCUAGUGAUGCUGGAAUAACUAUUCUUCCAUCUUCUAACUGAUACCAUUUGUUCUCCAAAUACUUUCCAGGUUCAGUCCUUAACCACUCCUCUUCUUGAGCUGUAUAAAUUGGAGUCCAUUGAGACAGUGGAGUUGGUAUAAGAGCAGCUAUAUGCCCCACAUAUUCCUGUCUUCCUGAUUCAGCAGCACGCUUAGCUGCACUAUCUGCCAUCCGAUUCCCUUUGGUUACAUCACCAUCUCCUCUCAGAUGCGCCCGACAAUGUAUAAUACCGACUUCUUUCGGCUCCCACACUGCUUCCAAUAGUUGUAGGAUCUCAGCUGCGUAUUUGAUUUCUUUGCCUUCUGAAUUCAAUAGUCCUCUUUCUUUAUACAAAGCUCCGUGGGCAUGAGUGGUUAAAAACGCAUACUUGGAGUCCGUGUAGAUGUUCACUCUUAAACCUUCAGCCAAUUGUAACGCUCGUGUCAGUGCUAUCAAUUCUGCCUUUUGUGCUGAUGUUCCUUUUGCCAGUGGCCGAGCUUCUAUCACCUUGUCUAUCGUUGUUACUGCAUAUCCUGCAUAGCGGAUCCCUUCUUUUACAUAACUACUGCCGUCGGUGUAAUAUUGAACAUCAGGGUUCUGGAUGGGAAAAUCACGAAGAUCUGGUCUACUUGAAAAUACUUCAUCCAUUACUUCCAAACAAUCAUGUUGACUUUCAGUAGGUUGUGGCAAAAGGGUAGCUGGAUUUAAGGUAUUUACAGUCUCUAAAUGCACUCUUGGGUUUUCACACAACAUUGCUUGAUACUUGGUCAUACGGCUGUUACUAAACCAAUGAUUUCCUUUGUAAUCCAACAACGUCUGUACUGCAUGUGGAACUCGUACAUAAAGUUCUUGACCCAGAGUGAGUUUAUCGGCUUCAGCUACUAGCAGGGCGGCUGCAGCUACAGCUCUUAGACAAGGUGGAAGUCCGCUGGCCACUGCAUCCAGUUGCUUAGACAUGUAGGCAACAGGUCUUUGCCAUGAUCCCAAGUACUGUGUCAAUACUCCCACAGCCAUUCUUCUUUGCUCAUGUACAUACAGGUAGAAUGGCCGUGUGUGGUCAGGUAGACCUAAUGCUGGGGCACUCAUCAAAGCCCUCUUCACAUCUUCGAAUGCCGUUUGCUGUUCUUGAGUCCAUAAGAAGGGGUCGUGCUCUGUACCUUUGAUAGCUGCAUACAGAGGUUUUGCCAGUAUCGCGUAGCUGGGAAUCCAUAUCCUACAGAAGCCUGCUGCCCCCAAGAAUUCUCGCACUUGUCUUCUAUUCCUGGGUAUCGGUAUUUGGCACACAGCUUCUUUUCUCUCUGGCCCCAUAAUUCUUUGACCUUCAGAGAUAUGGAAUCCCAGAUAUUUGACAGUUGGCAAACACAACUGAGCCUUCCUUCUAGACACCUUGUAUCCUGCCUUCCAGAGAAUGUGUAGUAGAUCGUGCGUUGCUUGCUGACAUACUUCCUUUGUAACUGCUGCUAUCAACAAGUCAUCUACAUAUUGUAAUAAUACACACUCUCCUGGGAUAGACUCGAAAUCUAGUAGAUCUUGACUUAGAGCUGAACCAAAUAGGGUAGGUGAAUUUUUAAACCCCUGGGGCAAUCUUGUCCAGGUCAUUUGGCGUUUCGAGCCCGUUACAGCAUUUUCCCAUUGGAAAGCGAAGAUACAUUGGCUUUCUGCGGCAAUUCGGAGGCAAAAGAAGGCAUCUUUGAGAUCUAAGACUGUAAAGUAAGUAGCCCCGCCCGGAAUUAAAGCAAGCAGGUUAUAUGGAUUGGGCACGACUGGAUGUAUACUAACAACCGCAUCAUUGACUGCUCUCAAGUCCUGCACAGGUCGAUACUCAUCUGUACCGGGCUUUUGAACAGGCAGCAAUGGGGUGUUCCAGGGGGAAGUACAGAAUUUUAGGAUACCAUACCGUAUGAACUUAUCCAGAUAAGAUUGGAUGUUCUUCUUAGCCUUCUGCGGAAUAUGAUAUUGUCUCAGGCUUACUGGAUAAACCCCAAGUUUUAGUUCGAUUUUAAUAGGUGGAAUAUUGCGGGCCAGUCCUGGUGGGUUGUUCUCUGCCCAAACUCCUGGUAUGUUAAAUAAGGAUUCAUCACUCCUCGGGUUUUGGCUAGUCAACACUGUAUAAAGUCGCCACUCUUCUUCCUUUGGUACGGACAAUGUCAUAAUACCUGAAGGUCCAUUAAACUUUAAGGAUGUUGUUCCAUUUGGUAGGAACGUAAUCUGCGCUUGUAAUUUGGAUAGCAUAUCACGUCCCAGCAAUUGGACUGGACACUCAGGCAUAUAAAGGAAUUGAUGUUUUACUACGUGGCCUCCCAAUGUACAGAGUCGACUUUUAAGAACCGGUUUUUCAGCACUUCUUCCAGUUGCUCCUAUUACAGUAAUAGUUCUUCCAGAUGGAGGAGCAACUUGAUUAGUCACCACCGAAUGUUCAGCACCAGUGUCGAUCAUAAACGCACUCCUUUUUCCCCCUAUUGAUACAUCGACCAUAGGCUCCGCUCGACCAAGGGGGAUGGAGCCCGGUCGGUAUCAAUAGUCCUCCAUGACCGUGUCAGCCAAUCCCACAAAGUCCCUACCUUCUCUAUCGCGGGACCUUUGCGCUGCUGGAUAGUACCUAUCUUCCCUUACACUUCCUCUGUUCCCAUUACUCCCUCUAUUACCAUUACUCCCUCCGGGGCCUCCUCUACCUCUCGCUCUGCCUCUAAAGUUUCCGUAACCUGCCCUGGGUAAGUCUCUCUCAUACUGCUCUCUUUGCGGACACUCGUUCCUCCAAUGCCCUUCUUCCUUACAGUACGCGCACUGAUUCCUACUCAAAGGCUCCCUAUUCCAUCUACCAUCGCCUCUAUCUGGGCCCCGUCUAUCUACGCCUGCGAUCGCUACCGCUAGCAUAUCUGCCUUUCUACGCAUCUUGCGCUCUUCCUCUUUCUUACUUUCUGUUUCCCUAUUCAUAUAUACUUUGUUCGCUACCUCCAUUAGUUGGGUGAUAGACAUACCUGCAAACCCUUCUAAUUUCUGUAGCUUGCGCUUAAUAUCUCCGUAAGCUUGGCUGACAAAGGCGGAGUUUACCAUUCGGGAAUUAUCAGCGUCUUCCGGAUUAAAGGGGGUAUACAAGCGGUAUGCCUCCAAUAAUCGGUCAUAAAAGACACUGGGCGCUUCAUCACUUUUCUGAAUCACCUCAACUGUCUUCGACAUGUUAAUAGCUUUCUUCCCUCCGGCUUUCAUGCCAGCAAUUAUAGCGUCUCUAUAGGCUUUAAGUUGAGCCAUAUCUGCGCCAUUUACAUUCCAGUCAGGAUCGGUGUUAGGGUAAUGUGUUGCGGCCCAUGCUGCCGGAUUGGCUUGAUUUAAAGCACGGGCUCUCUCCUCUAGCGCCUUAAUGGCCGCUUGGUUAAUCCUUGUCCUUUCCUCAUUAUUGAACAAUGUCAUUAAUAACUGCUGGCAAUCAGCCCAUGUCGGGUUAUGUGUCUGAACUAUCGAGGUGAACAGAUCGGUCAUAGCUUGUGGUUUCUCAGUGUACGAGGAAUUGUGGGUCUUCCAAUUCAAGAGAUCGGUAGUCGUGAACGGGACAUAUACGAAGACUGGGUCAGCAUGUGCCAUUUGACCUGCGGCAUCGAUAUAGGCUGACCCAGGAUUCAGACGAAGAGGCAUCUGAUAAUGUUUUAAUUGUUGGGUACCGGUCAGUUGUCGGGUUAGUAUGGGGCUACGUGGAGGGGCGUCAGUUAAAGGUUCCGGUCGAGAGGUAAUAGGGCAUGAGGAUGUGGGAACUUGAUUUUGGGAAAAGUUAGUGAAUAGUAUACUCCGAGCCGAGCUAGAAGAAGCUUGACCGGAAGUUUGAAGUGGCGCCAAAUCAGGAUAUUCAGAUCUAAUGGGGGUUGGUCCUGGUUCCGGAAGGGGAGUUUUAAUACGAGGGGGGGUGGAUUCUGUACUGGAGGAGGAAGCGGAAGUGGAUGGGGGCAAUAGGGGAAGGGGUGCAGAGCUUCCUGCAUUCGCGUCACUUCCUCUUAAAGGAAAGUAAGGGGGCGGCAAAGGGAUCUCGGACUCAGGGGGCGUGUCCAAAAUGGGCCUAACACCAGUCCUAGUGGACAAACAAGUCCUGGCCACCAUGAGGCGACAUUGCUCCUCGUGGCAUAUCCGGAUCCAUUUUGGCGAGUCGUUUACGGCCUGCCUCCAACAAUCAAUGUAUGGAAACUGUCCGUAAAGUUCAGGCCUACCUGAUACAGCCACGUGUACACGCUGUACCAGGGUUGGAUCCAAACUGCCACGCGGCGGCCAUGCCGCAACCAAAGUAGGCCACUCCCUAGUGCACAAAGUGACCAAACGUACAGGAGACAUUUUAACCCCAAAAUCACAUGUUUUGAAUCCCUUUUUAAAAUUCUUUACCAUACAACCUAAGGGAUCCGAAAUCGUUGACUCUGACGCGCCCAUACUUAUCAAUGGAACGUCGUUGACAACGAAUACUAUGCACGCGUUCUUAUUCAACAGUCACACCCGUUUCCUCUGGCAACAGCACCACGUGGUACAGUUACCGAGUGAAACGUACACAAUAACACAAUAAUCACUCAGGGAAUUCCCGUACACACACAGCUGUUACACCAGUCACUAAAUAAUCAAUAUUAUGCCCUUUGGCGAAACUAUACAGUCACCCACGCUAUAAUUCUCUAUAUAUGAAUUACCCGUCUAUAACACACCCCAGUAACAUCGUCUUUUACUAGUAUCGGUUACAGUACGGUUAGCAUAGGUCAAAGCACAAUUUAAGGUCACAAUACAAUUAUUAGUGGUUACGGUGUUAAACAUGCAAUAGACGACAAUGAUUAGUACUUAUAUACAGUGUCAGUAAAUAUACAGGGUUAUGGUACCGUGCACUAUGAUACAGCAACACACUAUUAACACUCUCGCUAGACGGCUGAGCUCGCGCUAUCUAACAAGAUAUACACUUUACUAACAAUCUUUAACACAUUUACAAUCCCAACUAAACUAUUGGCCAGUACCUUGAAUGGACUACCUAAAACUAUAUACACCCGUUUUGGUUAGCCACACUGCCCAAACACCACAUAUAGCGAACUAGAGGGCGAAAUUUACAAAAUUGCCCUUCUAGUCUAUUUACUCUAUCAAAAGUCUAGUGGGUUCCAAAUUUACACGCCUUCCCACUUAGCCAAGAUAGGUUGAGAGCUAGCGAACCGAAUUUACACAGGCGCCGCUUAGUCUCCCGGUCCCUCCGACCUAGCGAACGUAAUAUACACCCUAGAACGCUAGUCUAGACAAGACACCGGUGUCCGGCUAGGGCUAUUUACACAGGACCCCGCCUGACUAACCAGAUCAAACGGUCUUACUAAAGAGCGUUCGAUCGAGCGGUGCGCCUUCGCUCCUUCCCUCCGACAGAGGGGGCAGAUUCCAUACACAGAUUUAAACCCCUUUUGGGCCUACCGCACAAUCGGUAUACCCCUAGUGGGUCUGCCGUCUAAAACAGCAGUUGUCUUACCUCCUCGUUCCUGAACCUGAGUUCACACUCAUCGACGGGGACACCCCAGCACUUCUUACGUAGAGGCCGAUGAUCUCCUGGACAACAGACCAGUGGCGCCGAGACGAAGGGAGGUCCACGCAGAAGUUCAGGGGUGCAGCCGUAGAGAACGUGGGCAAAGAUAGACCGUCUCACGCCUCUGCCUCUCAGCUACCGUUGAACGAUGAGUUUCCCGGCCAAUGCACCAAAUGAUACCGGAGAAACUGACGGAAGCAAAGCACAGAGAGAUGGACACAGGUUUCUUCAGGAAGGAAGAGAUUCUUUAUUGGAUCACCGAUCGGGACUCAGAGGGACUAAUGUCACCAAAAAUACAGCAAGUUCUGAGCCCUGAACAAUAGUGCAGGCUUCCUAUAUAGGCACAUAACUCCUCCCAUAUUAAGCUCCACCCGCACAUUCUCUUGACCAAUCAUUACAAAUAAGAAUUAACUUCCUGCUUGACCGCAUGGCUUGUCCAGCACAAUGGAGGAGGGGAAUACUACAUCCUGUAUUCUUGCACAUGCUCCGUACACUACUGAUCGUAUCUUGCCUCGUGCAACCAACUGAUCGAUACGUCAGCAUAUGCACGUACACAUGCCACGUGGUAAUCUCUGCCUACUAAAUUUAUUUUUACCGAGAUUCCACCACAAUAACAUUAUUAAAGUAGAAUACCCUGUGUGUGUGUUAGAAGAUCAAACUAUCUUGUGCUCCUAUUUAUGCCUUUCCAACCUGAGAACUCACCCACUUGCUUAAAAGCUAUGUAUAAAUCUGGAGUAAGCAACCAUAGGGGCAGGAGGGGGAGCUUUGGAGACAGGAUGUUGGAAAUCAGAGUAAUGUGUAUGUCAAGUACUUAAUUAGUCUGAUCGCUAACAGAAUUAAAGUGAUACUAUAGUCACCAGAACAACUACAGCUUAUUGGAUUUUUUCUGGUGAGUAGAAUCAUUACCUUCAGGCUUUUUGCUCUAAACACUGUCUUUUCAGAGAAAAUGCAGUGUUUACAUUACAGCCUAGUGAUAACUUCACUGGCCACUCCUCAGAUGGCUGUUAGAGAUCCUUCCUGGGUCAUGGCUGCCUAAAAUGCAUCCAAACAUUCAGUGUCUCCUAUCUCUGCAUGCAGACACUGAAUUUUCCUCAGAGAUUCAUUGAUUCAGUUCAUCUCUAUGAGGAGAUGCUGAUUGGCCAGUGCUGUGAUUUAAUUGUGCUGGCUUUGCCCCUGAUCUGCCUCCUUGUCAGUCUCAACCAAUCCUAUGGAGAAGCAUUGUGAUUUUAUCAGGCCACCACUUCUGAUGAUGUCAGCAGACAGCUGGUUUUUCUGAGUCUAACAGCAUGCAGAGUUACAGCUUCAGGCUUGAAUACAAGUAAGAAUUUUACUAUUUUAGGGAGACAUGAGGGGACAGGGUGACUAGAUGGUGGUUUUAACCCCAUAGGGUCAGGAAUACAUGUUUGUGUUCCUGACCCUAUAGUGCUCCUUUAAGAGAAGUAUUCCAGGCUUAGCCUCUGUUACCAUAAAAACAGAAAAGAAUAUCAAUAUCAAGCCAUAUAAAAUCUUGUGGUUGCUAAGGGUGGAAAGUGGAGCCCUUUAGAUGGACAAGUGCUACCUCAUAGCUGGGUACAGUCCCUCGGGUAGAUGCCCUGACUGAUAGGGUUUGCUGGAAUGCUGAAGGGGUGAACUCUCUGAUGGUGCAACGGUUCGGCUGCACUAGGCUUGUUUCAGCCACUGUCAGUGGUUCCAGAAGCCUUAGGGUGCAUAACUGUGAUACCAGCUCUUGGGAACUUUGUGCUCUGUAGGUAGUGUGUGAAGAGCAGGAAUCUAGGGAUCCCCCAUCUAUAUGGUUUAGUUCUGGUUCACAAGUGUUGCAGAUGUGAUUGCAUGGCCCUUUGCCAUGAUAGUGCUUCUAGUGAGGUCUGGGAAUAUCAAUAAUGAUGAGCCUUCAAAGGGUAACGGUAUCUUCGCUCGGAGAGCAGCAAGGAGCAGGGUUUUGUCCUGGAGAGCUUGAUGAGAUCCACCGUCGACGAUUCUGGUGCAUUCGCCGGCCUUGGCAAUUGAAACCUGCCAUCCAGCCUAACUGAUUUUGCAUGUUUAGGCGGCAACAAAACAACAAACAGGUGCCUGAAGUGAGGAAAGUCCCACAGACUCAGGAACGCCCAGGAUUUUAAGGUUGUACCGUCGUCUUUGAUCUUCCAUGAUGUCUUAUUUAUCUAGGAUGACAUGUUGCUGGCAUUGUAGAUCUUCAACCUGUUUUUCCACCUCCUGUGAGUCUGGUGUCAUGAGUGCUCAUGAAGGUCUCUAGCUGUGUAAUCUUCAAGGCAGUGCUCUCAGCGCAGUUUUGCCAACAUAUUUUUGAGCAAUUCCGCCGUAACCGGAUCCCCGGUUUUCGGAUUGUCAGGCUUUAGGUCAAACGCGGCUCCAUCCCCUGGAUUAAUAGUAAAUUCCUCGAAGGAGUAGGAUGAGAAGUCCUCUGCCAGCGCCAUCUUGCUACAUGCAGCCUGUUGGGAGGUUCGCAGCAGCUCUCCAAUAUCUCUGUAGGGCCUUUGUCGGCUUGGGAUUUCUUUGUUUGUGGCCCAUUAUCUCCACCUGUGCGAAUUACAUGGUGCGAGGUUUAUUAUAAGCCCAGAUUCCACACUUAAAACUUUUUUUAAAUUUUUUAUUUAUUUAUUUUAUUUUUUCUACUGUGUGCUCAGAGCUCCGGAAAGUGCAUCUGCUCUGUUCGCCUGUUAGUACUGCCCCCCGUCUUUUACAUUAUUAAAUCUAGUACUAUUUAAAAUUACUAUUUUGUAUAUGUAAUUCCUGUGUGGAACUUCCAGCCUUACAUUAUGAACUGCUUAUUUCUUCAUCUAAUUUUUCUUUCACUAAUAACCAUUGCUAUAGACUGUGUGGAUCUUUAAAAAAAUAAGCUUUUAUCAUGUUGCGUGAUUUUAAGACCCACUGGAAAAGACUAUAUAUUUUAUAUCAUUGCUUCUCGGCAACAGAGUUUGAGUAGCAAAGCCAUUGAUCGAUCAGCAAAUAUUUUUAUAAUUUCAUAUCCUGAGUCCUUGAAGGAUUUUUCUCAGACAGCAAUCAUAAUUGCGGAUCUAAAUUUAUAGGAGUGUAGGCAGACCAUGACAUUCCUAGGGGCAUAAGCUGGAGCAAUAUUGGAUUUGAAUGUCCUGUGAAACCACUCUAUAAAGUUGUUUAUUAUCUGUUUGUAGUCCUAGAAACCGAAAAAAAUCUUCUAUUUCGCCAUAUUUGUGUGGUUUACACGCUUAUGUAUUCAGCUAAAUGUUACAUUGUUUCAGCGUACCCUAGCUUUACUAUCUAAAAAUUUUUGUUUCCAAAUGUUACGUUCAUUGUUCAAGAUUGUAUUUUUGUCUUGCUGUAACUUAUACUGCAAUACUGAGCUUGUUCUUAAAAGCUGUCUGUAAUUUAUGACUUUUGUUUAAAAAAAAAAAAAAGUUUUAAUUGUGGAUCAAAGAUGCACUUAAAGGAACACUGUAGGAUCACGAACACAAACAUGCAUUCCUGACCCUAUAGAUUUAAAACCACCAGCUAACCCACCUGACCCCUCCUUACCUUUUUUAAAACUAACAAAAUCUUAUCUUUAUUUCCAUAUGCUGCUGCUGGCUCUGUCCCUGAUCUGCCUGCUUGGUUGACAUCGUCAGAAGUGGGAAUCCGAGACACUCGCAAUGAUUUCACAUGGGAAAGCAUUGGAUUGGCUGAGACUAUCAAGGAGACAAAUUAGGGGCAGAGCCAGCACAAACCAGACAUAGCCCUGGUCAAUCAGCAUCUUUUUAUAGAAAUGCAUUAAAUCAAUCAGAACAAAUGCAAUAAGCUGUAGUUGCUUUGGUUACUAUAUUGUAGUUUUAAAUGUCCCAUAUGAAUAAUUUGUGGAUCUCUUAUAGAGGUGCCUGAAUCCUCUUUACUUGGCUCAUUUCCAUUUUCUGUUUUUGUAUACAGCUCUCAUUGUCAUAUUGACUCGUCAACUUAUGCUGACUUGUCCAUUUGUGGCAAAAAAAUUGUAAAGGCUCCUUUGAACUUUAUUUUUCUCUCCCUCCUUUCUAACUCCUUCUCUGUGCCCCUUUUUCCCCAGACACUUCAGUAUAUCUUCCUUUCCCUCCUAGCUUCUUCCUUUACCAGCUUCUCCCAAAGUUUGUAAAGGGGAUCAGUUUCAAGGAACUUGGGGUGAAGGGAGGCUGACAGAGUGUGUAUCUUUUAAAACAGCAACAGAUUUUGAUGCGGUUCAAUAAAUGUACAUUUUCAAUAAAUUUUAAGAGCGUAAAAUUAAGUGGUGCUUAAACAUCUUACUCAAUAUUGAAAAACCAAAAAUAAGGAUGCGCCAAAGGACAAUAUGUAUAACAGAGCCAGAUAGUAUCAACGAUAAAAUGGAAAAUCACAAUAAAACCGGAUAAUGUUCCUUGAUAGGAAGGUAAAAAAAAAUCAGUUAAAAGAAGUCCAAGUAGGGGGCAGAGCUAGCAGCCAUACUGAGAGGACGCACAUGCACUGAGCUCCAUGCAAAUAAGUCCCAAAUAACGCAACAAAAAAUCCAAGCCGGGUAGACCCCAGGCUUCCGCAGAUAUCGGUGAUCUCCUGCGGAGGCCCCAAACCGCGCAGAGGCCUACAAUGGCGCUGCAGAUGGAAGACCGGUACAACUCGUCUAGCGAGGCAUCUGGGUCGGAGGAGGAUGACUAUGGCGCCCGGGCGUUGGCCAAAUUGACCCACUUACCUGCAAAGCCACGGGUUACGGAGGAGACUCUGAGAGACGUGCUUAGUGAGCUGCGCCACAAUAUUGCAGCUGACAUCAGCACGUUCCGCGAGGAAAUAAGUGGAGUGUUGGCCCGACUACAAAAUACAGAGCUAAACAUGGCCGCACAUGAGACCAGACUAGCGACAGUGGAACAGCAACUGCUAACCCUGCAAAAGGCCCACCAGCAACAGCAAGAUCAGCUAGCAGUGCUAGAAGACAAACGGCUGUGACCACAGAACUACUGCACCUAUUCCGCAGGCUGUUUAGCACUCUCUUCACAGCUAAGCAGGCCAAAUCUAUGCCACUGGAUAGCUGGCAUCGGAUCUCCAGACCAACAACAAGCACCCCAGAGGGUGGAAAAGACGUGAUCAUCCGCUUCCAGCAAGGCAGAGAUCGCCUCUCCCUCAUGGCAGCCACGCACAACAAAUCCCCCCUCCACUUUGAGGGCUAUUCCCUGACCUUCUACCCUGAUCUCUCCAAAGCCACCAUGGACUGGAGACUGUCCCUGCGCCCCCUAACCAAAGAGCUCUUAUCUCACAACAUACCAUACCGUUGGGGCAUGCCCAAAAGCCUGAUAAUACCCCGGGACACUGGUGCCAUCAAGGUACAAGAAGAAGCAGAGAUCCCAGCCACGCUGCAGAAACUUAAAUUGGAUAAACAACUACCAGAGCAAGCCGAACCAAUGACACCAACAACCUCUGUAGCCUGGAAUCCAGCGACGGUGCGCCCAUUCAUACGGCGGCAUAACGGAAAGCAGCAGCAUCCACUUCGGUGCCCUGAACUGUGUGCGCAUGAUACCGUCUGUCAAGUUGGCUCUCAUGUUUAUUUACUUUAAAAGCUUACCGUUAUAAUUCUCUUUGUACUGCUCAUCACAUGUGAUGAUAGUAUUGAACCUCUCACUAUCUCCCUCUACACACUACUCCAGUUAACAACCGCCCCCCCCCUUUUUUUUUUUUCUCACUGUAGAACUACGAACACUGUCACCUUAAGGGUAAAGUAAGGGGGAUCCGGCCUCUCUAACAUGUACCCAGUACACCAGUCUUGAUAUAGCUCUCUGGUAUUUGAGGCAUCUGAAGCCCUGCACACACACGUAGAUAUUUUAUAUCCCCACGGCAGGAGUUGUAUAUUCAUUAGCUACCGGUUUCACUUGUUGCUUAUAAUAGUCAUGUACUAUAUUAAAUAUGUGCUACACUACCAAUGCCACUAAUUGUUAAACUAUGUUGAAUGACCGACUUGCACAUGCUGUUGUGGCAAUGCAAACUCUUCUGUAUUGAUUAUGCACUGCCAAAAUAAAGAUUUAUAAUAAAAAAAAAAAAAAAUCCAAGUAAAAAUGGUGAUAUACCUUUUUUAUAAAAUAACAGUACAUAAAAGAAAGUCUUAACUGUAGGUGUAGCAGCACAUCUAAUUUUAAGGGUCUAGAAACAUGGUGUUUUCACUGCAGCAGGGUGAGGGCCAAGGAACCUCAAAGGAAAUAAUAGAGAAAAUAGUGUUCUCUGUAUGGGCUGAGCCACAAUAAAUAAUAUAACCAGUAUUACUCACACUUCUGAGAGCAGACACAUCGCUCUAUGAAUCAAUCGUAGGUGAUACAACCCCCACCAAGAAUUUUAUAGUUUGGUCCACAGCAAAGUACUUGUACACAGCAGCAAUAUCCAGUAGUGAUGAUCAGCAGAUGGACUUUGCAACAAGGUAACCAAAAAACAAAAAAGCAAAACAAUAGUGCUCUCUAUAUAAAAUAGGCUACAAAAAUAAAAUAGGAGGAAUAUUACUCACACUUAAUAGAGAAAAUACACCGCUCUAUGGACCAAGUGUAGGCGGUAUAAUCCCUACCAAGGAUUCUUUAAUUCGGUCCUUGCUUGAAAGGUGAAAUGAUGCCAGGUAUACAUAAUAAAAUGAUAAUAUAUGAAGUGAAUUAAAAAUAAAUAAAAAGGUAUAUGGCACACUAAGGGUUUAAAAGAGUAGCCGAUAUUCCUUUUAUUUAAAAUAACAAUACUAUUUUUUUUUUUAUUACAAAGGUGUUUGUUUUAUACAGGUCUACAUUUGUUUUUCUAAUGUGUUUUAUACAUCAGAACAGUUUGCCCAGAUUUAUUUAGAGGACAGGAGCCAUGGAAUCCAAACAGUGACUGGUCUGUCUUCCCUGAAUGGUUAAAAUCUCGACCAGCAACUAAAGUUGACAAGUAAGACAUAAGUAUUGGAUUUAUAGUUUUAUGGUUUUAGGAAAUGUCAUUUGAAUUGUGCAAGCAUGAAAAAUUAAAUGUAAAUCAAAAAAAAAAUACAUGCAAUUUUAAAUCUCAACAACUGAUGAUUUAAUUAAAAAAAAAAAAAAAAAAAUCCCAAAAGGCUAAUUUAUUUAUUUUGAAUGUAGGAUGCAUUUUACCACACAAAAUCCUGUUUUAUGUAUAUGUUCCUAAGAGGUACAUAAAAAAUUGUGGUUUAUUCACUAAACCAUAAUUUAUUUAACUGUAAAUCUUAGUUGAUUGAAAAACAAAUUGUAAAAUGACAAGCUAAAAUUAAAAUAUCUCUAAUUGAAGUCACAGCUUGGCUGCUUUAGCCUGAAUUUUUGCAAUUUCAUUUUCAGUUCACUAUAACUUACUGUUCAGUGAAUAAACCCUACAAUUAAUCAUGAUGUAUUGCAACAUAACCAAGCUAUAAGUAUAACGCAAUUGGGUGGAAGUGGAGAGACCGGUUCCUUAAAAAUGAAAAUGGAUCGUGUGUAUUACAAGGAGCUUAAAAAAAUGUGUACUUAUUGUGUGAUUGUUAUUCCUUUAAAAACUCCAUGUCCAAAAUGUGUGUGAUGUUUGGUGUAGCACCUAUUUAAAUUUAUUUGUAAAAAUAUAUUAUUCAGACUUCUGAAUUAUAUAAUAUAUUUUUACAGAGAGACAGACUGCGUCUAGUAGUUGGUCAAAAACAUGUUACAUAUAUAUAUAAAAAAUCAAACCUAUAAAUAAAUUGAAAAAUUCAAAUAAAUUGUGUCUUAUAUUUUUAGUGGUCCAAAAGGUUCCGUAUGGUAUAACGUCCUACGAAAUUAUUGAUUUCUGUAGUAGCCAGGUCUCCUUAAUGGGUCAGCAUAUAGGAUAUGAAACAAGAACAAACACAGAAAAAGCCUCGAAUAGUGUAGUAAUUUGAACAAGUGCUGUAUUAGCGUAAAAAUACACUCACAAGUGAGCAGCUGACAAACUUGCUCAAGAACAACCGUGUGUGACAAUAUAUUUUUACUUCAAAAGUUCUCACAUGAUAAAGCCUUUAUUGGCAAAAUGCUCUUUAAUAGUGAUUACACAGAUUUGCUAGUAGAUGUAUAGAUUGGUAGAAAAAUAAAUAAAUAGGUGUUUCUCCCAAUUGUCAGUCAAUUCUUCGGCCUUGACUCUAUGCCGAAGAAUUGACUGAAAAGGAAGAGCCGAAAAGAUCUCCCAUAGGUAAUUCUUCUGCUCUCCACACAUAGUAGCCACAUUGCAUGCAAUGUGGUUGGUAUGGUAAUUUCCUAGCUGAUGCUGCUAGCAAUGGCAAGGGAGCAUAGUUACGGCAAUAGAAUAAAUGAAAAGACUGCGGGUGGAGUGAAGGAUGGACCAGUGAUGGGUGUUACAGAAGAGUAGAACCCACAAAGUUGAGGAAUGGGUGGCACUGGAUAGGAGGUAAGGUGAUUAUAUCUUAAAGCGUUACAUUGAAUACAUCAUGUAUUCUAUCUAUUUAAAGGGACACUACAUUCACCUGAACAACUUUAGCUUAAUGAAGCAGUUUUGGUGUAUAGAACAUGCCCCUGCAGCCUCACUGCUCAAUCCUCUGCUAUUUAGGAGUUAAAUCCCUUUUUUUAAGAACCCUUUAAUAUAGGAUAAAUCAAGGGAUGACGUGCAUAAACUUAAAAUAGGAAUGGCAGGUUCACUUUAAAGGGAAGCUCUAAGCACCAAAACAUCUUUGGCCUAAUUAAGUGGUAUUGGUGUAUAGAUCAUGCCAGUUUCAUAGCUCAAUUCUCUGUCAUGUAUGAGUUAAGUCAAUUUAGUUUAUGCAUCUUUAGCCACACCUCCCCAGGCAUAGACUUACACAGCAUCUCUACACACUUCCAGAAAAAUAAUUUCUUAUGUUCUGCUCUGUUAAUUGCCUGCAACAACUCUGUGUGUGAGAUUUAAAUUUAAUUAACAGAAGAUAAGAACUUCUAAAGUGAACACCCUGUGCUGUAAGAUCUGAUUGAAAUGAAACACUUUUUUUUGCCCAAGGAGGCUGUGUGAGUUACAACCACAGGAGUUGUGGCUAGAGCUGCAUAAACAAAUUAAUUUAACACCUAAAUGGGAGAAUUCAGUGGGAACUUCAUGGGCCUAAUCUAUACACACACACAAAAAAAAUUCUUAAAUGACCACUCUAGGCACCCAGACAAGUUCAGCUCAAUGAAGUGGUCUGCAUGCCAGGUCCCUCUAGUUUUAACCCGAGAGCUGAAAACAUUGCAGUUUCAGAGAAACUGUUUACACUGAGGGUUAAUCCAGCCUCCAGUGGCUGUCUCUCUGACAGCCAUUAGAGGCCGCUUUCGCGAUUCUCACUGUGAAAAUCACAGUGAGAAGAUGCUGGACGUCCAUAGGAAAGCAUUGAGUAAUGAACACGCGCACGGCAAGAGGAGGAGAUGCGCAUUCGGCGGAGACAACGGCAGGAGGAGGAGAGGUCACCAGCACUGGGGAAGCCUGGCACUGGAUUAAGGUAAGUGGCUGAAGGGGUUUUAACCCCUUCAGCCCAACGGAAGGGGGGCCAUGAGGGUGGGGGGGGGACGUAAUGACCCGAUAGUGCCAGGAAAAUGAGUUUGUUUUUCUGGCACUAUAGUGGUCCUUUAAAUUGAGGUUGUUUUGGUGCUUAGAGUAUCCUUUUAACAAUGUAUUUACUAUUUUUUUUUAAUUUAAUGUAUAGUCAUGUUAAAGUUAUUUUUUCUUUGCUGCUAUAGCGGGUAAAUGAAAAAGCAAACUCUCUAAUAUGCUCAUCCAUGUAUUGUAAUCAAAUCCAUGUAUUUGUCAACAAUUUUUACAACCAGCUCAACAAAUGCCACCUUCUCCAAUACCUGAUUGGAAAAAAAAGUAAUGCUAAUUAUAAAAAAGUGAAAAAUAAAAUUAGUACAAUACUGGAUUUCUUUUUAUAAAAAACAAACUUGGCAUUUACACAUAAGUGUUAACAUAUGAUGGAAAGUCACCUUCAAAAUGUAAAUUUAAAUAUGUUUGGUUGAGAAAUUAAGAAAUAGAAUGAAAAACAUGUCAAGAGUUCAAUAUUGUUAAAUAUUCUGUUAGAUCACCAUGACUUUUUUAAUGUAUUUAAGGACUUACAAUAAUAUGUGUAUAUUAACGUUUGCAUGUAUUAUAUAUAUAUAUAUUUUUUUUUUUAUUCUUUUUAACAGAGAGGUGGAUGUUGUUCUCAAGUAUUUAAGGGAACAGUGUCAUGUUAAAAAGAUUGGAGUUAUUGGCUUUUGCUGGGGUGGAGUCGUGACUCAUCAUUUAAUGUUAACAUAUCCAGAUAUAAAAGCUGGAGUGUCAUUUUAUGGUAAGUGUAUUCUUCAGUUCUGUCCCCAUCAAAUGUGCUAUGAUUAAUCAAUAACCUAUAAAGUAUGCAUUUUUAAAGAUGCUGUGUUGCCUGAAUAUUUAAAUGAACCCCUCUCAAAUUAAGUAAAGCAUGUUAUUACUUAUUUACUACUUUUUACUUAACCUUUCUUGGUUAACUAUUUCAUAUUUUACCUCUUUAUAGGACCACUACACACCCAUAAAAUACUGCAUUUGCUGAGUUGCAUUUUGGCUGAGGAGUAUCCUAUUUUAACCCCAAUUUAUAAAGGUGCCAUUUGACAUGAGAAAUUGUCACUUUUAUAAAUAAAUUAUAGAACAUCCUCCUUACAAAUAGCCAGGAAGGUUUGCUGCCUCCUUCUGUUAGCUUCCCUGAGCAAACAGAAGAGGCAGGCAAGCAUUCCCCUCAGAUCAGUGUCUUUAGCUCAUCCAGCUCCUCCAGGCUUCAGGUCAGGUGCCCACAAAAGAAGGUGUGUGCAGAUUUAUAAACUUGCUCCCGUGCAUUAUGAUUGAUUAUGAUUGUCUUUUCACGGGCAAAUAAUCAAAGUAUAUUCUGGGAAAAGGGGGGCAUCUAGCAAAGUUAUAAGAAACAUCUUUUGCAAGGUCUAUUAAGAUAUACCCAUAAUGAAUACAUCCAUGAAAAAAAUGCAUGUAUUCAUUGGAGGUAUGUGGCAGCCCCCCCGAUGAGAAGAGGAGUUUCGCUGCCAGAGAUGUUCUUUUCCCCCUAAUGGGAGGGAUGCUGUAGCGCAGAGCAGGAACAGCUCUUAAAAGAGCUAGUGAUUAAGCACUCCAAGCAGAAGAGAGAGAGAGCUGUUAUAGCUUUCUCCCACAAACAUGAGACGAGGCUCUAUGCUGUGAGAUGACGGAGUUUCAUGGAGCCACACACCACAGCCUUUUAUGUCAAUCCUCAUGCAAAGGGCACUCCCCUCUGGACCUGAGAGUAGACUACAACAAAGACAAUCAUACAAUGUCAUUGGCUCUCAGGUCCAGAACACUCCCAUAAACAAUGUAAUUCCUCCUCUGUGCUUGGAGAUAAUUGGAUUAUGUGAAUACAAUACCUGAUUCAAUUAUCUCCAAGCACAGAAAAAUAUACUUUUACACAAAAAAAGAAAGUACCCCCAAAAUUCAUGGAAACCCCACUAAAGUUAUAUCCCCUAAUAACCACGAUCUGUGGGACCAACAUAUUCAAAGAUCACCCAGAUCGGUUCAGGGGUUCGGGAUUUCCAUGGAAGUCACAUUUUCACCAACCGCACAAGAGGCUCCAGCCUAAAGCAUUCCAUGAAAUCAGGAAGGAAACCAAGUAUAUUUAAACCUCAUUCGGUAGUUUCCUCCCGAACCGCCAGAGCCUUAGUGAUUAUAGCCCUCCGUUCAGUAGAUAGGGUAGACGAAUCCUAUAGCAAUUCCAAUAGCUUCACAAGAUAAUUCCCUUAGUGAAACACACGAAUCCCCAAACAUCAGCCGAAGUCAAGAAGAAGGGUACAAAAUGAACUAGCCUUUAAUGGGUGCACACAGCUUUUAUGCAAGUUCCCAUGCAAGGGGACAGCCCUCAGGGAGGGACAAACAUUAACCAAUCACAUACAGUAAAACUUUAACACACACCUACAAUUCCCUCCCCUAGCCCAGGAGAUAAUUCAGUCUGAUAAUAGUAACUUAAUUAUCUCCGGGCUGAAAAAUCACCUUUUUACCCAAUAUUUAGAACACCCCUUUAUACUGGAGGUAUCCCCAUAAAUUAUAUGUCCCCUGAUAGCCCUGAUCUGGGUGACCAACAUAUCCGAAUUUCACCCAGAUCAGUUCAGGGGUUCGCAAAAUUUAUGGAAGUCUCUUGUGACCGGCUCACCCUGGGCUGUAUGCCCAAAACAGUUCCACGAAUUUGGUGGGUUUUACCAGUCACUUUCGAAAAAAGCAUAAAAAUGAAUAAAAUACCGAAUGGAUCCCUCUGGCUCUUAGCAGCGUUCGUGCCCCUCUGUAAAAUACACCAAAGUACCGAAUAGCGCUCUUCUAGCUAUUCGGUAAAUAGAGUUCCAGCGUUCGUCUGUUUGGGACCGGUGUUCGGGAAGUCGAGUGUCCAUGCACUUUUAGUUCCAUGCACUCGACGACCAGGUCCCGCUGCCUUUGUUCGCAUGAACAAAGAUGGCCGCGGUUUUCUCUGCCACGUGGCGUUUGACUGACGAACGCUGGCCGCACAUACAGAGGUAGCAAUUUCACCCAAACUUUGAUGUUUAAUGAGCCAGAGGGGUGGUCUUUGUUCAGAAUUAAAUCUACCGAAUGCAAUAGGCAGAAAUGGAGAUAAAAAGGGGAAUGCAAUGGGUAAAUAACAUAGGAAACAGGGGGUUUCUUCACAGAAAGCAAUAUCCCGAAUUCAUAGUGGAAUGAAAUAAAGGGGUUUUCAUUCCAGAGACGGGGUGAGCCGUCACAAAACUGAUUUUUACUUUUUUGCCCAUUUGAUCAGCAGAGUAGCUUUAAGGGUAGCCGGUGCAAAUUUUUGGGAUGGUUUGGCAAUUUACUUUAAAUUUAGGAGGUAGAGCCAAAUGUUAGGAACCAUGCAAACUUUUAACUUAUUUUUUUUUUUUUUAAAUUGAUUAGCCAUAUACCUAUCUAAUCACAAUCAUAUAACAUUAGUAAGUACAGCUGCACACUCUCACUCAUACAUAACUAUGAAAUCAUAAUGUGGUUUAAUGGUGACAUUGAAUUAACAUAUAUCGUUUUUAUAUUGUUUAAAAACAAAUGUUUCCAUCAAGUAAAAUAAAUAUAUGUUGAACUGUUUUUACUAUAGGUAUAAUGCGUGAUGCAGAAGAUCACUAUAAUUUGCAAAACCCAACGUUAUUUAUUUUUGGAGAAAUUGAUUCCGUCAUUCCCCUUGAUCAGGUAGCAAAUAUUAGUUUUUAUUUUCAUGGUCUUUAAUAAAUGUUGUUUGCAUUUUUGUACAAUUAUUUUUUAUUAUUUUGCUAUUUAGCCUAUCUUGUGCUAGACAAGAUUUGACUGAGCCUGGACAGCGAGUCGUGCCAUGUAAUUUAAAAAUAAGGAAUUAUUGAAAAUGUUAGGGAAAAAAAAACAGUAACAGUUUACUUCUCACCUAUGGACCAUCAGGAGCUGCUACCCACCUCGUCUCCUGCUAGGAGCGGUCAUAAGCUAUCCUUAGCUAAGUACCGCUCACUGCAGGAGCUAAGCCUUGCUGUAACCAAUGACGCAGGCCAUGCACCGCAGGGCUAAUUGCAGGCAUAGAGAUUCCAGUUGCAGGCUGCGUAGAAGGCAGAAAGCAGCAUCCCAUCCCACUUAUUUUUUUUAAACAAAUAUAUAAACCAAAAUAAAACAAACCUUAAUAACUACUUUUUAUUGUAAAUGUGUUCAAAUUUAAUUCUUGAACAUGCCUCCAAGGAAAUCUCCAUUUCAGACCAGUGCACAGGGCUUAAUUGUGUAACCGCAGCAGAGAAAAACCCAGCACUGGAGUCUGCUCUGCAUGAAUCGCACCAAUUGGACUCCCUUGCUUCUACCCCUGUCAGAAGCUUCCAACUGCACAUGUAGUUGUUAGGCAUGCCCAAUCCACCUUUUCAACAUUCCUAGGUAUAGGACACUGAUUGGUUAGAUCAAUAAUUGUGGAAAGCAUAAGAAAGAAGAAAAGAAGUAUGGAACAAAAAAAAUCAUAUUUAUUUGCAUUUUUCAGCCUGCAAAUGAGAUGGUUGUCUCAAAGUGAUGCAUGUCCCUUUAAACCUUUACUAUAUGGCUCAUUUUUUUCUUUAUCAUAGACAGGCAGCAUAUUCUCUAGAUUCAUUCAAUAACCUACAGGGUUAUUUACUAAAGUGAUAAUUUAAAGUGUAUUUCAAAUUUAAGAUCAAAAUAGCUAAACUGGAAAAAAUCUCUAAGCAAGCUAUGCUUCUAGUUCAGCUAUUUUGGCCUAAAAUUUGAAAUUCACUUUGAACUCUCACUUUAGUGAAUAUCCUUCUUACUGUUGCAAAGCUUUGCCCAUGUCAGAAGAGCAAUAAUUAUUUGAUUUAUUUAAUAAUUUAAUUGAGUCCCUUUUAAGGCAUUUACAGCUUUUUCCUAAUAUAUGUCGUGUUACAAGUGUAUGCUUACCAUUGUUUGUGUCUCAUUUGAUGCCUGUGAAAGCAAGAGCAUAAUAACACCGUUCUACAUAUUAAGGGCUAUGUAAUUGGUACGCAAACCAUUCAUUGAUGUUUUAACAGCAUAAAAUACACAAUUCAUUAAAUGGACACUAUAGUCACCCUGAUCACUUUUUCUUAAUGAAGUGGCCUUGGUGCAGUUACCUUCUCCUUUUAACCCUGCAGUGUAAAACAUUGCAGUUUUUUAGAAACUUAGAAAUGUUUACAGUGCAGGGUUAAGUCCACUUCUGGUCCACCUCUGGUGGUUGUCAAUAUGACAACUACUAGAGGAGCUUCUGCUGCAUUGACCAAGUAAAACACCUAUGAAUCAUGGCACAGACCGACUCGAUUUCUGUAGCCUCUGGCUGGUCUGUGUGCCUGGAAUUUUCACAAACAUUAGUCCUGGAAACUGGAUACUCUAUUCUUCAACAGUCUCAUAGAACAUACGCAUGGAGACAGGGAUGAAUGAAACAGUUCAUGUGAUCAAGGACUUUUGUGUGUUGUCACAUUGUUUUGUUUUUUCUUUCUUUAUACCAUUAACCACCUUGACGUAACAGUUUCCUGCUCCUGAUGCAUUUUGUUCCGACUCUCACCACUCUUAGCUGCAAUAUUUUUUUCUCCUUACAGCAACAGUUGAGCAUAGUGUCCAGUGCUUCUUCUUCUGCUUAAAAUAUCCUUGCUUGAAAGUUCUUGAAUGAAAACACAGGCAAUGACGAACACAAACAUAAAUAAUAACUGUGCCAAUCAUCACAAGUACCAUUUGAUUGUGGUGUCUUAACCAUAUUUUUUCCUAUGGCGUUUGAAUAAAUACCUACACACCUCUCUUCACAUCCAGCACACUCCUGAUUCACAGAUAAACACAAUAUCACUGCUGUAUCUACCAAUUAUUAUUAUAAUUACUGCUGCAUUUACCAAUUUAAUCUAAACACUCUUUAUCACUGCUGUAUUUAACCAAUUUAAUCUAAACAUUAACCAAAACAAUUACAUUCCUAUUUACCACCCUUCUAUUUAAACAUGUAUAGAUAACCCAAAAUGCCUACUUUCUCUUAUCCCUCUUAUCAUUCUUCCGUUUUUUUUUUUUUUUUUUUAACUGCAACCACUCAUGCACUUUACACAGACACAAAUCAAGCACCUACUGGACAAUGGGGUUCCCUCGUUAGAGCCCUCCCACCCCAGUUUGGUUUACACAAAAAUACCCCCUGGUCCCUAUGGGUCAAUUCCCCCCUUUCCCAGGCAAGCAUACAUACAUACAACAUAAUACAUAAGGGUUUCAAUUGCAAUACAAUCACUAGAAAUAAGAGAAUAGUAUGCACAAAAUCAUAGCAUAGACAUGUUAAAUAGACAAUAAAAUAAAACAUUCAAUAGCUCAUCAAAGGUCAACAUUUAAACACUGGUCUCCAUCUGAUAUUCUAUCUGUGUUCCAAUGUCCACCUCCUGGUUUCUGCUACAUCUGAAAAGGUUAGGAAACAGAUCAGGAUUACUUUCCUAGUCACUUAUAGCGUAUACUGCAAAUAUUCCCCAUGCGGAAAGCCACUGCCAUCACAGGGUGGUUAGUUGUGCAGGCCCUUAGCCGCGAGGUGCAAGCAUGUCCGUGGAAAGGCUAGAAAUUAAUAGGGAGUCACUCAUAGCUGUCAGAAGUCAUGAACUUUGAGACAUAUUGACCUAUAUCCUUUCAGAGCCGGAAGAGGUGUUGUGGUUCACUCCUCUAUAAUUUAACCAAAGGGUGGAGAGUUAUUAAACAUGUUUAGGUUGGCUAGAAAUGUGUUUCCUGAAUUGCAGAGAAGAUGCAGAAAGCAGCUAUUAGCUUAUUGUUUUUUAAGAGCCUUAAAAAAAAACCAAAAAAAAUUAAGAAAGUUAUCUUGUUGAAAAAAAUUGUUUCUAAAAUGAAAAGCUGAAGGAAUGUGUUUACAUGUCUGUGUGUGUCUGUGUGUGUGUGUGUGUGUGUGUGUGUGUGUGUGUGUAUAUACACACACACUCCCCCUAGUGGUGCCCCCAAAGCAUUACACUAAAUAUGCUUUCUUUAUGAUGUAAAGUCGUUAAUUAAUAAAUACCAUUACAUAUAGUGUUCCGUUAGAUAACAGUAGCACCAUCUGUUCUAUAUUAUUAUAGUUAUUAACUAUGUGUUAACUAUGUUAUUCUAUAUAUGUUAAAAUAGAAACUUCUAUUUUGCAAUAGUUGUUAGUAGUUAGUAAGUCUGUCUCUAAUGCAUAGAAUUGAAUGCCACUUUUAAAUGUUUAACUAUGUAGCUUACAUUUACAAAAUGUGACACAUUGAUAGCUAUGUCUUAGAUCAUGGGUCGCCAACCUGGUCCCUACCACCCACUAGUGGGCGUUUCAGGAUCCAGGUGGGCGGUAGGGACUUCCUCAUUUUGAGAGAUUGCAAGUGCGAGCCAGCGGUACCGCCAUCACCAUUUGCGGCCCCGGCCGCCGUCCAAGCUGUCGGAGCCACCUGAUGGAUGUGGAUUGUAAGGGGGCCCGGUCACCGCUGGGUGCUUUAACAGUGCGACCGGUCCCCCUGUGAUUACAUCACAGAGUUCGGAGGAAGUGACUGCACAUCACUCCUCCCAGCUAACAAACAGACCGCGCGGGAGAAAGACUAGGGAGUCAGAGUAGGAACUCUGACUCCCAUCCACUUGAGCCACCACUGGAAUGUCACCCUCCUGCAAAGGUAGGAAACAGGAGGGUGACUAAAAUAUUUUGUGUGUGUUUGUUUGUGCGUAUGUGUCUUUGUAUGUAUGUCUUGUGUGUCAUGUAUGUGUGUGUGGCUGAGUCUUUGUAUGUGUGUGUGUCUUAUGUAUGUGUCUCUGUAUCUAUGUCUUGUAUGUGUGUCUUGUCUUUGUAUGUGUUGUGUGUGUGUGUGUGUCUGUAUGUCUGUGUGUGUGUGUGUGUCUGUAUGUCUGUGUGUGUGUGUGUGUGUGUGUGUCUGUGUGUGUGUUAUGUAUGUGUGCCUGCCUGCCUGCCUGCCUGCCUGUAUGUGUGUGUGUGUGUGUGUGUGUGUCUGUAUGUGUGGCUGUAUGUAUGCCUGUCUCUUUGUAUGUCUGUGUGUGUCUGUAUGUAUGUAUGCGUGCCUGUCUGUUAUAGUGGGCUAUAGUAAGUGGGCUACCUAGCUCAGCCUUCCUACUGGGCAUUGCUAUAAGGAAGGUUAAAAAAUAGAAAAAGGAAAAAAAAAGGUGGGGAGGGGAAUUGAGGAGGGAGAGGAGGGGAGCUGACGCACAGAUGAGAAAUCAUAUUAUGCGCAAACAGAGAAGUGGUCUGAAUAUUACCGAAAGAGGAGACCUUUGUUUGUUCCUUACGAAAAUCGAACCAGAUAUCAAAUAUUUAGUCUCGCAGCAUCAACCUCAAGGAUCUCAUUAAUCACUAGUAGAGAUGUCGCGAACCAUUCGCGAACUUCCCGCAAACGGCAGCUUCAACAUGGAUUAUAUGAUUAUUAUGCACAAUCAAAAUAAAGAUGUUUUUUUAAAUUACAAAAUGUGCAUAGCUCUGCUGAUGAUUAGUUUACAAAUUACCAAUAUUCUAUUAAAUGUAUUUAUAUGUGUGCAAUACCACUUCCACCUAAUCACCCGUGGAAAUACAGAAAUUAACUUAACUUUUUGGGUACUUGCUUCCCUCAAGUUACCUCCCAAAAAAUGGUAACUAUAUACAAGAUAUUAUGGUAUACAAAUAGGACAGGGAUCCAGCUUGUAUCACUAAAACAUAACAUAAAAUACAACAUAGCGUAAUAUUGUUAUAGCCUUAUUGAUCGCCCAACGCUUCAAGGUUACACUCACAGAUUGGUUGUAAAAAGUAAGCCUUCAGGGUGCCUCCAAUAUGGUUAGGGGGGUAUAUCCUGCUGUUGGUAGUAGCUCUGCUCUGUAAACCUGGAAGUUCACACACUCCAAAUGGUUGGAUGUAGGAAAAGAUUAAUUUAUUGGCAAAUAAUAUUUAAAAUAAGCAGUCCUACGUGUUUCGUUCCCUUUAGGAAACUUCCUCAGGGACCAAUAUUAAAAUACAUGCAAUAACAUACACUGAAAAUGCUAUCAAGUGUACCAAUAAGUCUACUUCCUCCCUUCCCUUAAAUACGGUGGAUGCUGGAAGUCAAUUGGUGGUGUGGUGGGCAUUUUCUCCCGUUCCUCUGUGAUUGAACUCCUUGUCCUUCGGUAAGUUACCUCUGUGUGUUGUCUCUGCUGAUUGUAUUUGCUGAUCAGUUAACCGCGGCAAAAAGUGGAUGUCUCUCCUUGAUGACUCACUUCCGGUGAGAAUAGACGUCCCUAUUGAUGACGCACUUCAGUGGUUUCAAUUUAUAUAGGGGAAUAGAAAACACACAAUAGUUGGUUCUACACAUUUAUAAUGAAAUUAAAUAUUAAAAUUUCAUUCCCAUUGUAUUCAUCAACAUGCAAUUAUCCAUUUAGACUAUCAUAGAGCCAUUUUUUUUUUUUUAUUCUAUAUUAUUUUAUAUUUGAUGAAAAUUUCUUUCCUAUUCCUACCAUUACCUUCAAAACAAAUCCUUUAAAAUUAUAUGGACAUUGCAUAUUGGUGUUUAUUUCAGGGCAUCAUGUUAUGCAUAUAUUAACUUUACUUUGUGAAUAAGGCUAAACUCAUUUGAUUCUAAUUACUUUAAAAAAGGGGGAAUUCCUUACAUAUAAAUUCUUACAUAAAAUAUUUAGGUUUUUCAUUUAGAUAAAUGUGCUACAUAUUGUUUAUUUUUUUUUAUAUAUAUAAAUAAAGACAAAUGUAUUUAAAAUCUUAUUCCCACUCAUUAUUUUUGCAGUUUUACCUCCAUUUGAUCAAAAAUUCAGGGAAUCUCCUACCUACCUAGUUAGUUCAAGAAACAUACCAGAUCGAUGUCGACAUUUAACCCUGUGGGGGUUAAGGUUUGUAAUUUAUGAAUCCAGAAUGUUUCUCUCUGGGCCAGUUUUUGAUCUCUAUCACCCCCCUCCAAUGUGGAGAAAUUCUCUCUAUGGCUACACAGGUUAGUUCCCUAAAGUUAAAUAUUGGACAUGACUUACAAUGUACUGGUACCAAGUGGGACAUUAAUCCUUUUUUAAUAUUAUUGAUCUGUUCCAUUAAUCUAAUCUUAAAGGCUCUUUUGGUACGACCAAUAUAUUGUGUGUUUUCUAUUCCCCUAUAUAAAUUGAAACCACUGAUUAAAUUGCACUAAGUGCCAUGAACUACUACAAUAUCUCUGGCGACCACCAGAUGGCAAUGAAAUGAACGUUGAUAAUAGACCAUAAUGGAACGCACGGCCAUCUUUAAUCCAAAGAACUGGUGGAACGCACGGAAGUGCGUCAUCAAAAGGGGACGUCCAUUCUCACCGGAAGUGAGUCCUCGAGGAGAGAUGGAUUGGCAAAUACAAUCAGCAGAGACAACAAACAGAGGUAACUUACCGAUGGACAAGGAGUCCAAUCACAGAGGAACAGGAGAGAACGCCUACCACACCACCAAUGGACUUCCAGCAUCCACCGUAUUUAAGGGGAGGGAAGAAGUAGGCUUAUUGGUACACUUGAUAGCAUUUUCAGUUUAUUUUAUUGCAUGUAUUUUAAUAUUGGUCCCUGAGGAAGUUUCCUAAAGGGAACGAAACGUGUAGGACUGCUAUUUUUUUAUAUUAUUUUAAAUAUGCCAAUAAAUGAAUCUUUUUCUACAUCCAACCAUUUGGAGUGUGUGAACUUCCUGGUUUCCAGUGCGGAGCUUCUACCAAAAGCGGGAUAUACCCCCCUAACCAUAGGGGUGGGGGGCACCCUGAAGACUUACUUUUUACAACCAAUCUACAAGUGUAACCUUGAAGCGUUGGGUGAUCAAUAAGGCUAUAACCAUAUUAUGCUAUGUUGUAUUUUAUGUUUAUGUUUUAGUGAUACAAGCUUGAUCCUUGUCCUAUUUGUAUUCCAUAGUAUUUGUAUGUGUGUGUUUACAUAUGUAAUUUGCAUGACUUUAAAUAUAGAUGACACAUAUGUGAUCACUGUAGUAUUGCACAGCGUAAGCAGUUGUUGAAGUUUAACAAGUGUAUAUGUGUUAACUGUGUUUCAGGUAAAUGUGCUAAAGGAGAAAUUAAAAGAACAUGCUAAGUUUGAUUAUGAGGUGAAGGUGUUUCCAAAACAGACACAUGGAUUUGUACACAGAAAGAAAGAAGAGAUCAACCCAGAGGACAAACCUUAUAUUGAAGAAGCAAGAAAAGACAUGAUUGAAUGGCUCCACAAAUACAUUAACUGAAUAACUUGGGCCUGGAUAAUUUUAAUUUGUAAAAUAAUAAUAAUAAUUCUUAAACUGUUUUACUACCUAUAUAUAUGGACAAACUUGCUAUAUAAAUUAGCUAAUGAUUACGUAAGAAAUAUUACUAAGCAAUGCAAAACUUUAAAGGAAUAUUCCAAGUACCAUAACCACUAUAGCCUACUUUAGUAGUAAUGGAGCAGAGAGUACCCUGACGCCAUCCCAUGGUAAGCUGUUUUAGCGGGUAUGACAACUUACCUGGGUCCCUUAUUAACAUCACAUCCCCUGCAUCCGGUCUUCUGCAGGACAUAUAAUUUUAUGGGUUUUUUUUUUAGAGUAAGCACGGACAAUGCAUGACCAGGCUCAUAGGUUGAAGCACUCUAUUUUAACAAGUGUGGCCCUGCAUGAGCCUGCUUGGCUCUAUAGAGAAAUCUGUUUUCUUUUGCAGGAGAAGAUGAUGCAGGGAAUGCAGCAGGACUCAGGUACAUUGUCAAACUCAAUAUAAUUCCAUGGGCAAAGGCUGUAUUGGUAAUGGUGCUUGGAGUAUUCCUUUAAUUUUUUUUAUCAGCUUAUCACCUUGCUUAUGUUCUUAAGGUUAUUCUGCAGGUACAGUUUACUGUCUGUUUUUCUUUUGACCUCAGAGAACUUUAUAGACAUUGGAGAAAGUUUGGCUACAAAACUCUAAAAAGAUGUUGAUGAUGGAAAUCCUUUAUAGCAUUUAGGCAAAAUUGCUAAAUUCACAUUCAUACUAAAGUAUUUCUACAUAUAUCAAUAGUAUUUUUUUUGUUCAUACAAUGAAAUUGCUAUCUUCAUUUUGCUUUGACAUAAUCUACUCAUAAUAAAAAGCAACAUUAAUCACUUUUAUUAUUAUUAUUG
This is a messenger RNA of Pelobates cultripes (western spadefoot toad), 58909 nucleotides long. NCBI's taxonomy places the organism in Eukaryota, Metazoa, Chordata, Amphibia, Anura, Pelobatidae. The record is from the annotation of a GenBank genome assembly.